Molecule: messenger RNA, 87232 nt
Organism: Tachysurus vachellii
Lineage: Eukaryota; Metazoa; Chordata; Actinopteri; Siluriformes; Bagridae
Gene: ttn.2
Product: titin, tandem duplicate 2
Exons: 206
Coding region: 220-86205 (28661 amino acids)
Biological process (GO): protein phosphorylation
Molecular function (GO): ATP binding; protein kinase activity; protein binding
Source: RefSeq, a predicted model, not a curated record
CUUGCCUCGGGUGUAGGGAUUGCUUGGGGAAAAGCAAAACUACACGGAUCCCAACCUGUGUAGUUUUGUUUUUUGGGAAUAUUCUUGAGGCUCAACCGUUCUCACACUGGAUUUUGGAAAACAUUUCUGGAUAAGGAGUUUGUUUCAGAAGACUAAGACCUCUUUGGGCUUUGUCCCCACAGUUUAAGGCACUCUUGUGGAUACAAGGUGCCCACCAUCAUGGCAACGCAAGCGCCAACAUUUACACAGCCGCUUCAGAGCGUUGUGGCACUUGAGGGUAGUGCUGCAACGUUCGAAGCCCAAAUUAGUGGUAAUCCAGUUCCUGAGGUGAGCUGGUUUCGUGAUGGCCAGGUUCUUUCUACUGCCGCUCUGCCCGGCGCUCAGAUCUCGUUCAGCGAAGGCCGCGCUGUUCUGAAGAUCCCCGCCGUGACAGCCGCACACAGUGGAAGAUUUUCUGUGAGAGCCACCAAUGGAGCCGGACAAGCCACUAGCACUGCUGAACUCCUGGUUACAGCGGAAACUGCACCGCCCAACUUUAUUCAGAGACUACAAAGCAUGACUGUGAGACAAGGAAGCAAAGUGAGACUGGAUGUCCGUGUGACAGGAAUCCCUACACCUGUGGUGAAGUUUUUCAGAGAGGGAGCUGAGAUUCAGAGCUCAGCUGACUUUCAGAUUGUUCAAGAUGGAGACCUUUACAGUUUGUUGAUUGCCGAGGCUUUUCCUGAAGACUCUGGUACAUACUCGGUUAGUGCCUCUAACAGCAGCGGACGUGCCACUUCAACUGCAGAACUACUGGUUCAAGGUGAAGAGGAAGCUGUGCCUGCUAAGAAAAUUAAGACAGUCAUUUCAAGCUCUCAGAUUUCACAGACCCGCCAAACCAGAAUGGAAAAGAAAAUGGAAACCCACUUUGAGGCCGCGUCCAUGCAGAUGCAUGUGGAAGGAGGUAUUCUGACUCAGAUGGCCCACAAGACUCCACCACGUGUGCCACCCAAACCAACCUCCAAGUCCCCUCCAUCUCUUGUGACUAAAGUUUCAGUUACUCGACAACAGUCACCUUCUCCUGUGAGGCAUGUGAAGGCACCUACACCGACUCCUGUCAGAACUGUAUCCCCCUCCACAAGACUGUCCAUAUCUCCAAUCAGGCCUGUCAAGUCCCCAGUGAUGACCCGAAAACAGGUUACUCAGAUCACAGAGGUCCUGCCUCCAUGGAAACAGGCGGGAUAUGUAUCCGAAUCCAGCUACGUUGCCAGCAUGGCAGCGAGAGCUGCGAAGGUUCAAACCACUACUCAGGUCCGCAUGGAGCAGCGCUGGGAAGGCUCAGUUGCCAUGCAGCAACAAGUCAGCGGCGUCGCUGUCAAAGAGGAACAGCAAAGCAUGGAUGACAAAUCUGUUGCUGUUGCCACUGUGGUGGCAGCAGUGGACCAGGCUCGUAGUCGCAAGCCUUUUGCUGGCUCAGCAGAGCCUCAAGGUGUAGAGAGCACCACUGCUACUGUUCUUCCUGCACUUCCGACCGAGCAGGUAAUGAAGCAUAUUUCAUCCAUGACACUUCUUGAGCAGGAUAUUGAGCGAGAGGCCAUUGGUUCUCUCCCAGAUCAUACAACAACUAUGGAAACAACUUCUAGCCAUUACACUUUUGCCUCCCAGGAGCAGGGUCAUGAGAAAAAGGCUGGAGCUGUGGCUACAGUGCUUGCUGCGGUGGAGCAAGCACGUGAACGAAAGCCUGUGCAUGUUGAGAGUGCUUUGGCUGAAGAGGAAACGGACAUUAAACAACAGGCAGUGCUAAGUUCUAUGCAACAGGCUGCAAGUAAAAUGGAGGUGUUGCAAAUUCCCAGUGAUAUACCGAGCUCUUCCAUCGAGCAGAAAGUUCAUGUCAGCCAGAUCCAAAGAACUACUGAGGUUAAGGCCCAGGUGGAUUCUGGCCUUUCCCCAUCCCCAGUUCCUCAUUUCACAGUUUCAAAAGUUACUGUUCCUAAACCUGAUCAUAGCUAUGAGGUCUCAAUAGCUGGCUCUGCUAUUGCCACACUGCAAAAAGAGUUGUCUUCUACUCAUACUGCCCAAAAGAUCAUCAAGCCUGUGAAGCCACCAACUCAUAAGAUUGUGGAGACAAGAGUGACUCCAGAACCUACCCCUCCUCCAUUUAGAGACGCCAGUGAGAGAUAUCAGUUGCAUUUCGACACAGACUUACAGAGACAGAUAGGUGCUUCAUAUACAGGGGAAUGGGAGACACAGGUUCUUGAAACAGCUGCAGUUCCCUCAGUUGUCAGGGAGCCAAGUAUUCCUCCGACUGUUGUUGCUGGCUUAAAGAACAUGACUGUUACCGAAGGAGAGUCCGUGACACUGGAGUGCCAGAUCUCAGGUCACCCCACACCAGGCAUUAUGUGGUUCAGAGAGGACUACAGAAUUGAAAGCUCUAUUGACUUCCAGAUCACAUAUGAGCAAGGAUAUGCCCGUUUAGUGAUCCGUGAGGCUUUUGCUGAGGAUAGUGGGCGUUUCACUUGCACUGCAACAAACGAGGCUGGAACAAUCAGCACCUCCUGCUACCUGCUUGUUAAAGUGUCAGAAGAGAUUGAGACCCGAGCCGAGAUUACUACGGAGAAACAGGCUAUUAUUGAGACUAAAGAAGUGGUUACGUCAGAAGUCGGAGUUGUCUCUGAGACCGUGGAUGCUGGAGCAGCUGUAGCGCCAUUCUUUGUGAAGAAACCACUUUCACAGAAACUUGUGGAAGGUGGCAGUGUUGUGUUUGUUUGCCAGAUUGGAGGCAACCCCAAACCUCACAUUUACUGGAAGAAAAAUGGUGUCCCACUCACAUCAGGAUACAGAUAUCGUGUUAGUUACAAUAAGGACACAGGACAAUGCAAGCUGGAAAUCUCCAUGACAUUUGCUGAUGAUGCCGGAGAGUAUACUAUCUCUGCCAAGAACCAGCAUGGAGAGAUAUCGACCUCUACAAGACUUCUUGAAGAAGAGGAAUAUGAAGCUUAUAUGAAAACCCUGGAUGUGACAUACAAAACAGAAGUGACCACUACAGUGGGUCAGGAGCCCAAAGUGGCAGAUUUGCCCCCUGUGGUCUUUAGUGAAUAUGACAUGCAGAGAAGGAUGGCACAACAAGCCCAAAUGACAACAUUCAUAUCAGAGAGGGAAUUCCAGAUCUCUGCUCUUGAGGUGAGAAUCAUUCAAGAGAUUGAGUUCAGGAUCCUCAAGAUUACAUAUCGUGAACUAGUGAUUGAGGAUGGAGAAGAAAUGCUGCUGAGUGCGGCUGAGCACGAGGCAGUAGGAUCCUCUUUCAGCACCCAUGUCAAAAGCUACAGAAUCAUGGAGGGAAUGGGUGUGACAUUCCACUGCAAAAUGGAAGGAAAUCCCGUGCCAAAGAUUGCAUGGUACAAAGAUGGCAAGCGCAUCAAGCAUGGAGGCCGUUAUCAGAUGGAGGUUCUUCAGGAUGGAAGAGCCACUCUGCGUCUUCCCGUGGUGUUGCCAGAAGAUGAGGGAGUCUACACAGCAUUAGCUAGUAACAUGAAGGGUAAUGCCGUCAGCUCUGGAAAACUCUACGUGGAGUCCACAGCUGCUGCUCAGCCUUUUUAUCCUCAGACAGAAGCAAUGAAGAGAGUACAGUCUGAAUCCCCAAUGUCUGCACGCUCCAUUAGCCUCUCCCCUGGACGUUCCCCUGCACGUUCUGUUAGCCGUUCUCCUGCUCGCAGACUGGAUGAGACAGAUGAGACCCAGCUGGAAAGGCUUUACAAACCUGUGUUUGUCAUGAAACCAUCAUCCUUCAGGUGUGCUGAAGGACAGACUGCAAGAUUUGAUUUGAAAGUUGUUGGAAGACCCAUGCCCGAAACUUAUUGGUUCCACAAUGGGCAACAAGUAGUGAAUGACUACACCCACAAGAUUGUGGUGAAGGAGGAUGGAACGCAGUCUAUGAUUGUGGUGCCUGCUAUGCCUAAUGACUCUGGAGAAUGGACAGUUGUUGCUCAGAAUAGGGCUGGAAAAACUACUGUUUCUAUGACUCUAACUGUAGAAGCUAAGGAAAACUUGAUUAGACCACAGUUCAUUGAAAAGCUAAGGAAUGUCAGUGUCAAGGAAGGUACCUUGGUUGAGUUGGCGGUCAAAGCCAUUGGAAACCCUCUCCCUGACAUUGUCUGGCUGAAAAACAGUGACAUAGUCUCUGCUCAUAAGUAUCCAAACAUUAAGAUUGAGGGAACCAAGGGGGAAGCACGUUUCAAAAUCCCCCAAACUGCUGGUUCUGACAGUGCAUGGUACACCGCUACAGCAAUUAAUAAAGCCGGACGUGAUACCACACGCUGCCGUGUCAAUGUUGAGGUGGAGUACAUUGAACCUGAACCAGAAAGAAAACUCAUUAUUCCUAAGGGAACUUACAAAGCUAAGGAAAUUGCUUCACCAGAGUUGGAGCCACUGCACCUCCGUUAUGGUCAGGAACAAUGGGAGGAGGUCGACCUUUAUGACAAGGAGAAACAGCAGAAGCCGCACUUCAAAAAGAAACUGACCUCAGUAAGACUCAAGCGUUUUGGUCCUGUACACUUUGAAUGCAGACUCACCCCUAUUGGUGAUCCCACAAUGAUUGUUGAGUGGCUUCAUGAUGGCAAGCCCCUUGAAGCUGCUAACAGGUUACGCAUGAUUAAUGAAUUUGGCUAUUGCAGUCUUGACUAUGAGGUUGCAUAUUCCAGAGACAGUGGAGUGAUCACAUGCAGAGCUACCAACAAAUUUGGUGUUGAUCAGACCUCAGCCACCCUGAUUGUGAAAGAUGAGAAAGGUCUUGUUGAGGAAAGUCAGUUGCCUGAGGGUAGGAGGGGACAGAGAAUAGAGGAAUUAGAGCGCAUUGCUCAUGAAGGAGCUCCUGCUGGUGUUACUAUAGAUGAAAUCACUGAAAAAUCUAAGCCUGAGAUUGUCCUAGUUCCAGAGCCCAUUGCAGUAUUAGAGGGGGAAACUGCUAAAUUUCGUUGUAGAGUAACUGGAUACCCAACCCCUAAAGUAAACUGGUACCUGAAUGGAAAGCUUAUUCGCAAGAGCAAAAGAUUUAGACUACAGUAUGAUGGCAUUCACUACCUUGAGAUUGUGGACUGCAAGUCUUAUGAUUCAGGUGAUGUUAAAGUUGUGGCAGAGAACCCAGAGGGAACUGCAAACAACAUUGUGAAGCUAGAUAUUAAACAGAAAGAGGACUUCAGGGCAAUCCUGCGACGUGCUCCUGAAAUUAAGGCUCCAGAAGGUCCUGGCCCUGAGCAUGGCAGAGUAUCUUUUGAUGUUGUUAAGGUGGAUAAACCCACUGAGACCUCACAAGCCAAAGAGGUUGUCAAACUAAAGAGGGCUGAGAGAGUUGUUCAUGAGAAGUCUACCGAAGAGACGGAGGAAUUAAGAAGCAAAUUCAAACGCAGAACUGAAGAAGGCUACUAUGAAGCCAUUUCCUCAGUGGAGUUUAAAUCUCGCAAGAAGGAUGAGUCCUAUGAAGACAUGCUGAAGAAGAGAAAGGAAGAGCUUCUGCACUGGACUAAGGAGAUACCUGAAUCCGAGAAGAAGAAGAUGGAAGAAGAACGUAAACUUACCAUUCCUACAAUUAAGCCUGAGAAAAUAGCUCUUUCCCCCAGCAUGGAGGCACCAAAGAUCAUAGAACGUAUUCAGAGCCAGACAGUCACCCUGGGUGAUGAAGUACGCUUCCGUUGCAGAGUUGUUGGUAAACCAGAUCCAGAAUGCCAAUGGUACAAGAAUGGAGUUUUGCUGGAAAAAUCAGACCGAAUUUAUUGGUACUGGCCUGAGGACCAUGUCUGUGAACUGGUUGUUAGAGAUGUUUCAGCUGAAGACUCAGCUAGCAUUAUGGUAAAAGCCAUUAACAUUGCAGGAGAGACUUCAAGCCAUGCCUUCUUGCUGGUGCAUGGCAAGCAAGUUGUAACCUUCACACAGAAAAUUGAUGAUAUAUAUGCCAAAGAAAAGGACAACCUGGUGACCUUUGAAUGUGAAACAAACGAGCCCUUUAUCAAGGUUAAAUGGUUGAAGAACAAUACUGAUAUUUUCUCUGGGGACAAAUACAGGAUGCACUCUGACAGAAAAGUGCAUUUCCUAUCUGUCCUGGUUAUUGGCAUGGAUGAUGAUGCUGAAUACACUUGUGCUGUUGUUGAGGAUGAUCAAAUAAGAACAACAGCCAGACUACAUGUUGAAGGUGCACCACUUGAAAUUGUGAAGAAUUUGGAAAGUGUUGAAGUACCAGAGUCAUACGCAGGGGAGUUUGAGUGUGAAAUAUCUCGUGAGGAUGCCGAGGGCACCUGGUACUUUGAGAACAAAGAGAUCACCCCAGGCCUGAAGUAUGUUAUGUCUUCUCGGCGUGGAAGACACAGCCUGUGUGUCAAGGAUGUGAAGAAAGAGGACCAAGGCAAAUACACUUUCAAAGUGGGUGAUCUACAGACAAGUGCUAAUCUGAAGAUGAAAUUGCGCUCAGUUACACUGAUGCAAGGACUUUCCGACUUAACUCUCUGUGAAGGUGAUAUUGCUCAGCUGGAGGUACGAUUCUCUCAGGAGAAUGUGGAAGGAACUUGGUUGAAGAACGGUCAACCCAUCUCUGCUACUGAUAGGAUUCACAUUGUUAUUGACAAACUUGUACACAAGCUCCUUAUUGAAAACAUAACCAAAGAUGAUGCUGGAAUGUACUCCUUUAAUGUUCCUGCUCAUGGCAUUUCCACCGCAGGAAAACUGAAUGUUCAAACAAUCUGUAUUGUAACACCUCUAAAGGAUGUUAGCACAAUUGAAGGCACAAAGGCAGUUCUAGAAGCCAAGAUUUCAGCUGCUGAUGUGAGCACAGUGAAAUGGUACCAUAAUAACAAACUAGUGACUGCUAGUGACAGAAUCCAGGUCGUGACUAAGGGCUCCAAACAACGACUAGUACUGAAUAGAACUUAUGCUUCUGAUGAAGGACAAUAUAAACUGGUUGUUGGCAAAGUUGAUUCAUCAUGCAAGCUAACUGUUGAGAAAAUUAGUAUCGUAAAGCACAUGAAGGACUGUGUUUGCACUGAGACCCAGAAUGUCACAUUUGAAGUUGAGCUGUCUCAUACUGGCAUUGAAGCUCUCUGGACAUUUAAGGGUCAACCUCUGAAGGCUGGUCCCAAGUACAAAAUUGAUUCUAAGGGCACAAAGUAUAGUCUCAUUAUUCUCAAUGCCAUGAAAGAUGAGGAGGGCCCUUAUGUGUUUGCAGCUGGUGAAAAGACUUCAAGUGCUAAACUCAUAGUAUCAGGUGGUGCCAUAAACAAACCACUGCAGGAUGUAACUGUUGCAGAGUCCCAGACAGCUGUGUUAGAGUGUGAAGUUGCCAGUGCCUCCACCGAGGGAAAGUGGAUUAAGGAUGGACAUCCUGUUGAGUUCAGUGAUAAUGUCAGGCGUGAAGAGAUCGGUCCUGUAAGACGGCUUGUCAUUGAAAUCUCAAGACCGCAGGAUAUUGGAGAGUACACAUACCAGGUGGCAAACUCUAAGACCUCAGCUAACUUGAGAGUUGAAGCUGUAAAGGUCAAGAAAACACUAAAGAACCAAACUGUCAUUGAGACACAAGAGGCUGUGUUUAGUAUUGAACUUACUCAUUUGGAAGUGAAAGGGGUCCAAUGGAUCAAGAACGGAAUUGAUAUUGUUCCAAGUGAUAAAUAUGAAAUAUCAGUAGAUGGCAUGGUUCACAUGUUGAAGAUUAAAGAUUGUAACACCCAGGAUGAAUCAGUUUACGGAUUCAAACUUGGAAAACUCACAGCUAAUGCAAGACUUAAUGUUGAGACAAUAAAAAUUGUGAAGAAGCCUAAAGAUAUGACUAUACUGCUAAACUCUACUGCAUCCUUUGAGUUAAGCGUAUCACAUGACAAUGUCCCCGUUAAAUGGAUGUUCAAGAACCAAGAGCUUCAGCCAAGUGCAAAUAUCCAAAUCCUUUCUGAGAGGAAAGCUCACAAGCUUAUCAUUGCUAAUGUUGAAGAAAACAUGGCGGGAGAAUACACAGCUGUUGUGGGACAUGUGCAUUGCAGUGCAUUUUUACAUGUUGAGUCUUUGAGAGUCACAAAGCCCAUGAAAAAUAUUGAAAUCCCAGAGACCCAGGUGGCUACAUUUGAAUGUGAGGUUUCGCAUUUUAAUGUUCCAUCCACAUGGCUGAAAAAUGGAGUUGAGAUUGAAAUGAGUGAGAAGUUCAGAAUAGUUGUGCAGGGUAAGCUGCACCAACUGAAGAUCAUGAACACCAGCAGAGAUGAUACUGCAGAAUAUACAUUUGUCUGUGGAAAUGACAAAGUCUCAGCCACCCUGACUGUUAGCCCUAUACUCAUCACCUCCAUGCUCAAAGACCUCAAUGCUCAAGAGAAGGAUACUAUUACAUUUGAAGUGACUGUUAAUUAUGAGGGCAUCACCUACAAAUGGCUGAAGAAUGGUGUAGAGAUUAGAUCCACUGACAGAUGCCAGACUCGUUCAAGACAGUUUUCUCACUCUCUGACCAUUCGCAAUGUGCACUUUGGGGAUAGUGCAGAGUACAAGUUUGUGGCAGGAUCUGCUCAGACUUCAGCAAAACUGUUUGUUGAAGCUCGUGUCAUUGAGUUUAGAAAGCACAUCAAAGAUAUCAAGGUGACUGAGAAGAAAAAGGCCAUCUUUGAAUGUGAGCUCUCUGAGCCCAAUGUUCAAGUCACAUGGAUGAAAAAUGGGCAGGAACUUGAGCUAUCUGAAAGGUUCAAGGUUUCCACAGACAAAUAUAUUCAACGCUUAAUGAUACAGACUGUUCGCAUGUCUGAUGCCGGUGAAUACUCAGUGGUUGCUGGAUCCAGCAUGUCCAAAGCUCAGCUCACAGUAGAAGGCAAAGAUGUCCGCAUCACUGAACCUGUUGAGAAAGAAAUAACAGUGCUUGAGAAGCAGAGAGCUACACUGGAAUUUGAAGUCAAUGAGGAUGACAUCGAUGGACGCUGGCUCAGAAAUGGUGUUGAAAUUCAAUUUACUGUUGAUAAGCGUUAUAACUAUGUGACCAUUAGGAAAAUUCAUCGCUUGACAAUCACUGAAACAUGGAGGAGUGAUGCUGGAGAAUAUACUUUCAUUGCUGGGAAGAACAGGAGUGUGGUGACUCUACAUGUCAACAUUCCUGAGCCUCCUAAGAUCAUCAAGCAUAUGGAGCCUUUGUCUGUUGAAGCUGGUAAACCUGCACGCUUUUCUGUGGAAGUGACUGGCAUCCCUGAACCACAAGUUUCCUGGUAUAAGAACUCUCAGGCAUUAUCUCCUGGAUUCAAGUGCAAGUUUCUGAGAGAGGCAAAUGAACACACUCUGCUGCUCAUUGAAGUCUUCCCAGAGGAUGCAGCUCAGUACAACUGUGAGGCAAGAAAUGACUAUGGGCAGGCGACCAGCUCUGCUUCACUGAACGUUGAAGUUCCAGAGGUUGUUUCACCUGACACUGGUGCACCUUUAUCCCCACCUGUGAUUAUAUCUCCAAUACAACACACCUCUGCCACUGAAGGAGGAUCUGCUAGAUUUCAGUGCCGGGUGUCUGGAGAAGAUCUGACAAUUACGUGGUUCAGCAAAGACAAAGAGAUCAAACAAUCAAACUUCUUCAGAAUGUCUCAAUUUGAUGACAGCUGCCAGCUAGAGAUAGCCAGAGUUUAUCCAGAGGAUGAGGGAGAGUACACCUGUGUUGCUCGUAAUUCUGCUGGAAUGGUUUCUUGCUCCGCAGUACUUAAACUGGAGGGGAAAACACAAAUUAUUGACAUAACAUCUCAGCAAUCUCAAUGGCACGCCUUGUCCAGUCUCUCUACAAGCAUUGCGAGUGUAAAGACGGAGCCAGUUGGUCAGAAGCCUACUUUUAUUCAACCUCUUGUAAGCUGCACUGUGCCUCAUGGGGAAGUGGCCAGAUUUUAUGCUUGUGUCUCUGGCAUCCCAAAACCAGAGAUAAGUUGGUUUCAUGGCCAGGAGCUUGUAAAACCAAACAAAAACACUGUCUUUCAUUUUGAUGAAAUGACAAACACUGCCACAUUAAUCAUAGUUGAUGCUUUCUCUGAGCAUGCUGGACAGUACACUUGCAAAGCAGCCAAUUCCUCUGGAGAGGCUGUUUGUACAGCAACCCUUACAGUAUUCACAGAAGUUACCAAACGUGAGGACAUUGAAACAAAAAUUGAAGAAGUCGUCAAAGAGUAUUCUAGUUUGACUUGGAAGACUGAGGAAGAAGAAGAAAAAGAAGAAACCUUCAGCACUUCUCUACAAUUACCCAAAACAGCUAAAACACUUGAACUCACGCCAGAACAAAAACAUUAUUCCAGUUCAUUGGAAAAGAAAACACCUACUUUUGUAACCAAGUUAACACCAUCUGUAGUUACAGUUGGCAGUUCAGCUAGGUUUACUGUCACUAUAUCUGGCUUUCCAAAACCUAAAGUUAAUUGGUUUCAUAAUGGAAAAUCCAUUACUUCUUCAUCCGUAUACAGGUUUGUGGAGGAAAGAAAUGAAUACAGUCUAAUUAUCACUGAGGUUAAAAAAGAGUUUGAGGGAGAGUAUUCUUGCAUUGCCAGUAACAGAUUUGGCCAAACUACGUGCACAACAACACUGAAAGUAGAAGUUAGUGAUCUAUCUACAGCAGAGAAGUGGGUUGAGCGAAUGUUUAAAAUCCCUGGUGAGCCACCCUGUUUUACCACACAAAUCCAACCAGUGCAGUGUGCUGAAGGAUGUGAAGCUAAAUUUCAGUACAAAGUGACGGGGGUACCUCAUCCAGAGGUUCAGUGGUUUAAGGGUAGUUAUCAAAUUAAGCCUAGCCCAAACUGUUGUGUAGUCACAGACCCCGAUGGCACUGGUUUUCUUAUAAUGAUUGAUGCACAACAGAAGGAUACUGGUCUAUACACAUGCAGGGCUUCCAAUUGCUUUGGAGAGGCAACAUGUAGUGCUGAAUUGGCUGUGUUUUGCAAAAGUUUCUCAGUAUCUCAUCAACAGCAGUUAGUUCAGGGACAAAAGUCUUAUAAAGUGUCCACAACUGAAGAAGCAACUGAAUCUCGAUUGUAUAGUGUGAGUCUUCCCAUUCAAGCCAGAACCGAAGUGCAGGAAGGACGCCAGAUGAUUUAUACCAUUGGUACUGAAGAUAAGCACAUUAUAGCCAGUGAGCAAGUAGGUACUUUCUGUGAAAUAGAUGUUUCAGCUGCAACUAUGCACAAGGAGCAGGUUACUCACCAAGCUGCAGUUCUGCAGUCUCACAAAAUGCAGGAAAGGGUAACUGUAGCUCCCACCAAGCCACAGUCAGCAGUGGCAACGCCUCUGAAACAGCUUCACAUGGCUGCAAUGACCUCUGCUGUUCAAGAAAACCAAGGUUUUACAGAGCAGCAUUUAGACCGUAUUAAAAGUCCUGAAGUUACAGAGGUUGAUAUUUCUAAGCAGGAGCCUUCAACGUGUAUGUCUGCUAUAACAGAGAGUGUGACUCCGUUAACAAUAGUUAAAGCGGAGCCUCUAUCAAGGCAAGAGGAAAAGCAGCUCAAAGCUACUCCUGAGCCUAAGCACCAAAUGUUAAGUCACCAGGUAGAAACAAUCCUUGCAACUGUUAAAGAGCAGUCACAUAUUAUACCACAGACCGAGGCAGAAAAGAGCUACCAAGUUAAAGAGGGCAUUAAAAUAUUGUAUUCAGCAGUUUCCACAGAAAAUACACAGCUUACUGAAGGGCAUGCAACAGAUAUCUCUAUUUUGGAUUCAGCAAUUCAAUCAUCAGUAAAGACAGAAUCCUCAAAACCAGUUAUUCUUUCAGUAAAUGAGACCAAGCAAAUGUUAUCAAAAGAAGAGAGGUUAUCUAUGCACCAGCCAAAUGAAGAAGUUGCAUCUCAGGCUAAGGAUAGGGUAUUUAAGUCAGCUGUUAUUACUGAAGAAAGAAAUGAACUUAAAGCUGAUAAAACAAGUAUAAUUCCAGGUUUGGACAAUGCUGUUUCAGUUCAGUCACAGACUGAAAAGGACCAGCUAAUCAAUUUGCAGAUAUUCACAGAUCAGGCAGUUCUUCCCGCUGAGGGUCGAUUCAGUAGUGAAAGGCCAAGUCCUGAGCAAGCAGAAGUUAGAAAAUCUCCUACCCUUAUGCACACUGUGUCAACAGAUGAACAGGCAACUGCUACCUGUGAAGAAUCAACUCGGUUUUCUGUUGAAGAGACAGCAAUUUCCAUAGUACCUCAUAUAGAGGUUCCUGCCCUCUUGCAUCUACAGGCAAUUCACCCAGACAGCAUGCUAUCAAAAGAGGGUAUAAUCUCAGCAGAGAAGCCUGACCAGCAGAUGGCAGUUCUGAGACAGGAAAUGGCCCGUAAACAUGCAGUUACUACAGAGGAGAAAAGGGAUCUUACAGCAGACUAUUCCAGAGCUCUUGAUGUUUCUGUGGCAGGAUUUCAAUCUGAAACCAGGAAAGAACCAAAGCCUCAAAACAUUUUGCAAGUGUGUACAGAACAAAUGCAAUUACCAAAAGAAAAACCAUUUGCUAGUGACAUUAAGCAACAACGUGCGUUAGUUCAAAAAGAGGAUCACUGGAAUGUUUUACAUGCCACGUCUGUAACAGAUAGACAUGAGCUGGAGGAAGGACAUACAGAACAUUUAGGUAUACUUGAGCAAUACACAUGCUUGACUAAGAUGGAGCCUAAAAUGUCAUCAGAAUUUGUUCAUGUUGAGGAAAAGGCAGUCUCCACAGAAAAUACUACUUCUCUUGAUUCUGCAGAACAAGACUUUGCUGUUCAGAUUCAAGAGGGACAGUCCAUUAGACAGUCAAUAUUAUUAGAAGAGAAGCACGUUCUAACUCGUGAAACGUCUCAAGAUCUUAUAAAACCGGAAACUACCGCUGCAGAGGUUAGCCAGCAGCAGAUGGGUGCUCUACUAGUGUCAGAGUCCAGAGAAAGUGAGGAACUUCCUAAGGAACUUACAUUUGUUAUCUCAGCACCAAAAGCACAUAGCUUAGAUAUAAAGCACCAGUUAAAAAAUAUGCUUGCAUCUGCAGUAGCUAGAGAUCAACCAUUAAUCCUAGCAGAUGUGGUUGAGCGUUUAGAAGUUGUUGAAGUGCAAGAAGUAAAAGUACAGAAGGAGCCCAAGCAUAUUAUAUUCACAUAUCUUAUUACAACUGCUGGUGCACCCAUAGAAAUUACAAUUGCUUUUGAGGGAGAGUACCCUCAGACUGCUGAUCUUAAGAGUGAACUUCAGGCUGCAUUUUAUUCCAUUGUAUUUCGUGAGCAUCAGGUACUUACCUCUGAACAGCCAGGAACAAUGCAAAUUGACAGGCCUCAGAGAUUACAAGUUAGCAAGGCUACCUCCAAAGAAAGGCUUUCACCAGUAGUAGAGACUGUGCGAUUAACUGAAAAUGCAGAAGCUUUUUUGGCACCUAAAACUCAAUCAGCUGCUCUGAAAACUGAAUCAACAACUACUUUCCAGUCUGUUAGUUUUCACAAAGAAUCUUUCAUGGAAGACUCAGGAAGGAGUGAAAUUAUGCAUAUGUCCACAGAGUCAAAAAUGGAAAUGAAGCAAUCUGUUCAUAUUGAUAAACAGGAAAUCAGUUUGGUGACAGUAAAAGGCCAAGCAAGAGAUGUAACAAGCAAAUUGCAAGAAGAAACAGUCAGGGAUGAUUACUCAGUUUUUGAAAGUACUUUAAAAGAUAUUACAAUUGAAGAACAUUCUAAAGCAACCUUUUCUGUAACUAUAAGACAUGUUUCAAAGGUCAAUUGGCUUUUUAAUGGGAAACCAAUUAAGUCUGGCAAAGAGUUCAAGUGUUCAAAAGACAGGGACACCUAUACUCUAGUAAUAGACAAAGUUAUCAAGAAUAAACAUGAAGGCGAAUUCACGUGCGAGGCCGUGAGUGAAGCUGGCACAACACGGACAUCUUCAAGGCUCACUGUAGUCUCAAGAGUGCCACCUGUUUUCAGGCAUAAAAUCCAUGCUCUGGAGACUAAUGUUGGCAGUCCUGCCAAAUUUGAAUGCGAGAUUGAAGAUGCUCCAAAUGUUAACUUCACAUGGUUCAAGUCUGGUUCUGAGAUCAGACAGAGUGACAAGUACAGAAUCAUCAGCUAUUCUACCACAUCAUCUCUGGAGCUUCUGAGUCCAACAAUAGCUGAUAGUGGAGAGUAUAUGUGCAAAGCUUUAAACCAACAUGGUAGCGACAGUUGCUCUGCUAACCUGACUGUGACAGAGGUUUUCCCUCCAGAAUUUGUGUCAAAGCCUGAACCGAUGACAUUAUUUGUGGGUAAACAAGCUAAAUUUCAGUGUGUCAUCACUGGUUCUGCACCACUGAAUGUUGUAUGGUACAAGGACAACAUUGCUAUUUUGCCCGAUGAGAAACAUAAAGUGUCUUUUGAGAAGAACAAGCAUUGUCUUGAGAUUAUGAAACUUGAGCAAAGUAAUCAGGGAACUUACCUUUGCAAAGCUUCGAACAGUGUUGGCAUGGCUACAUGCUGCACUGAAAUGAGAGUUAUUGACAAACCCAGUUUUGUGAAGACCUUUGAAACAACUUCUGUAGCUGUGGGUAACCCACUGCGACUUGAGUGUCAGGUAGAUGAAGAUACAGGUGUGACUAUCACUUGGACAAGGGAUGGCAAGAAACUCCAUAACACUAUGGAUAGCAAAAUUUCUUUUGAUGAGAAAGUCAUCAGCCUUGAUAUCCCAAAGGCCAAGAUAAAAGAUACUGGCACUUAUGUCUGCACUGCUACAAAUGAUGCUGGAAGCAGCAGCUGCUCUUCUGUGGUUAUGGUGAAAGAACCACCUGAAUUUGUACAGAAACUUCCAGCAACAAAAUUUCUAAAGAUGGGCUUGCCACUCCGACUUGAAUGCAAAGUUACUGGCACGCCACCUUUGAAAAUUAGCUGGUUCAAAAAUGACAACAUGGUCACUGAGAGUAAAAACAUGAUGAUGGCUUUCGAUGGCUCAAUGGCAGUGCUUGAGAUUCUAAGCACCUCCUGUGAUGAUGAUGGAGUGUACACCUGUGAAGUUCAGAAUGAUGCAGGAAUGAAGAGCUGCAGCACCACUCUCACAGUAAAAGAACCACCAACUUUCCAGAAAGUGCCCUCACCAGCUGAGGGGCUGAAAGGCAAAGAUGUCAGUCUUAACUGUGAGCUAAAAGGACAUACACCAUUUGAGAUAACCUGGUUUAAAGACAAAACACAACUAAAGGAAAGUAGAAAGUAUAAAUUUGUGUCUGAAGGACACACUGCGACGCUACACAUUCUUGGACUGGAGGCAUCAGAUGCUGGUGAUUAUGAAUGCAAAGCCUCAAACAAUGUAGGAAGUGAUACCUGCCAAGGAAUGGUAAAACUCAGAGAACCACCGGUUUUUGUCAAGAAACUUACCAAUAUAACAGCCAAAUCUGGUGAGGAGGUUACUCUGGUGGCAACUGUCAAAGGCUCUGAGCCAAUCAGUGUGUCUUGGGUACAGGACAAGGACCAUAUUCUUAGAGAUGGUGACAACAGAAAAAUUACUUUUGAAAAUAAACAGAUAACACUGAGGAUCUUUAAAGCGGAUUCAACCACUGCUGGGAAGUAUACCUGUGAGAUUAAAAAUGAUGCUGGCGUGGCACAUUGCAUGGCAAAUAUAACUGUUCUAGAACCUGCAGCCAUUUUGGAUAAGACAGAUUCUGUAAGUGUCACUGCCGGCGACACAGCGGUUUUAGAAUGCACUAUAUCUGGAACCCCAGAGCUUAAACCAAAAUGGUAUAAAGAUGGAAAGGAGCUGUCUUCUGGACAGAAAUACAAAAUCACGUUCUCCAAAAAGAUAUGCAGUCUUAAGCUGUUGUCGACAAAUCAAGGUGAUACUGGAGAGUAUACUUUUGAAGUCUCAAAUGAAGUUGGAAGUGAUAGUUGCAAGAUGCACCUUGGUGUUGUAGAUAAAAUUAUCCCUCCCACAUUCUCAAGAAAAUUGAAGGAUAUGCACAGUAUUGUUGAGAAACCUGUUGAACUGGAUUGCAAGGUCUCGGGUUCUGCACCUCUUACAAUUUCAUGGUAUCACAAUGGCAAGGAGAUUGAGAGUGGGCCAAACUAUGAAAUUAGUUUUGCUGAGAAUACCUGCACGCUCAAACUGUCCAUUCUAAAACUGUCCGACGCAGGUUCAUACAAAUGUAAAGCAAUUAACAGUGCUGGAACUGCUGAGACUACUGCCUUUCUUGAUGUUAAAGAACCUCCUUCUUUUGUGGUGCCCCCUCAGCCAGUUGAGGCACUUCCUGGAUCAAAUGUCACAUUUACUGCAACUGUGAGAGGAAGUGCCCCAUUAAGGGUAAAGUGGUUCAGGGGCAGUAAGGAGAUUAUAUCUAGCGGAGCCUGUGUGAUUACUCUCAAAGGAGACAUAGCUACACUGGAACUCCUUCAAAUUGACAAAUCUCAUUCAGGAGAAUACACCUGUCAAGUUAUUAAUGAUGUUGGGAAGGAAAACUUCCCUGUGAAUCUUUUUGUCAAAGAAGCUGCACGCUUUGUCAAAAAGCUGAAAAACAUCUCUGUUGAAGUGGGCAAGUCAAUGAUACUUGAAUGCACAUAUGCUGGAAGCCCUAAAAUCCUGGUGAAGUGGCACAAAGAUGGCCAGGAGAUCUUUUCCUCUUAUAGAUACAAUAUUACUACUACUGAGAACUCCUGCAUCUUGGAGUGCCUCAACAGUGAUAAAGACGCAGGAGGAAAAUACUUAUGUGAAGUUUCCAAUGAAGCUGGCUCUGACACCUGUGAAGCAACAGUGUCCAUUUUAGAGCCACCAUUCUUUAUUGAGACUUUGGAACCAAUGGAAGUGACUGCGGGUGAUGCAGUCUGUCUGAAAUGCCAGAUUGGGGGCACUCCUGACAUCAAAGUCUCCUGGUUCAAAGGAGAUGGCAAAGUUCGAUCUUCUCCAAACUGUAAAAUUGAGUACUCCAAAGGUGUAGCUUGUUUGAAAUUAGCCAAAGCCACCAAAGCUGACAUUGGAGAAUACACUUGUAAGGCAGAAAACAACAUCGGCUCUGCCGCUUCUAGCUGCCACUUAACUGUACAAGAGGCCAAGACACCACCAUCUUUCCCUAAGAAAAUUACUAGCAUUCAGCAAACUGUAGGCCGUAGUGUCCAGUUUGAGUGCCGUGUUGCGGGAUCAUCUCCACUGGAGAUUUCUUGGCUUAAAGAUGGAGAAGUUCUAAAGAGCAGCCCAGAGUAUACUAUGACAUUUGAUGAUAAUUCUGCUGUACUGAGAAUUGCAGAGGGAGAAAUGAGACAUUCUGGAGAAUACACUUGUGUUGCAACAAAUAUUGUUGGAACUGCAUCUUGUAGAGCCAAACUCACACUUCAAGAGCCAAGAUACCCACCUGUGUUUGAUAGGAAGCUUUCACCCAUGGAUGUUUUAGUUGGAAAUACUGUGCAGUUGGAAUGCCACAUGACUGGAUCAUUGCCUAUAAAAGUCACCUGGUCAAAGGAUCAUAAAGAUAUCCGCACAGGGGGCAAUUAUAAAAUAUCAUGUGUGGAUAACACUGCCCAACUGACUAUACUGAAAGCAGAUAAGGCUGACUCGGGCCACUAUUCUUGCCAUGCUAGCAAUGAUAUGGGGAAGGACUCUUGCUCAACAGAGGUCACUGUGAAAGAACAAAAGAUUCCACCAAGUUUUACCAAAAAACCUUCAGAAACCCUUGAGGAAACUCAGGGCAAGUUGGUGAAGAUUGAGGCACGUGUUGCUGGAUCACAGCCCAUAACUGUCAACUGGUAUAAGGAUGACAAAGAAAUCUUCAGCUCUGACAGAUAUGACAUGACCUUUAAAAGCAGCAUGGCUGUGAUGGUGAUAAAGAGUACCUCAGUCUCAGAUAGUGGUACUUAUACAUGCAAAGUCACCAACGAUGCUGGUUCUGCUUCUUGCCAGCUUUUGGCUAAUAUAACAGAGCGGAAGGUACCCCCAAGCUUUGACUUGACCCUUAAACCCGUGACACUAAAUGAGGGUGAGACACUUUCUCUUAGCUGCCAUGUACGUGGCUCUACACCAAUGAAAAUUGAGUGGAUGAAGGACAGAAGGGAAUUGACGUCCUCUGCCAACACCAGGAUCAGUUUUGAAGAUGGCUCAGCUACACUAGAAAUGCUCAAUGUGUCUAAAACAGAUGCAGGAGAUUACCUCUGUAAGGCAACCAAUGAAGUUGGUAGUGAGUUCUGCAAGUCCAGAGUUACUAUCAAAGAGAAGCCAAAAGCUCCUGCUCCAGCUCCAGCACCCGCAGUACCUGCAGCUCGUGAACCAGCUAAGAAAUUGGACAAUUUGUUCUUCAUCGAGGAACCCAAGGGUGUCCAUAUCACUGAGAAGGGCACUGCAACCUUCAUCGCCAAGGUUGGCGGUGAUCCCAUUCCUAGUGUGAAAUGGAUGAAGGGCAAAUGGAGGCAGAUGACCCAUGGUGGUCGCAUUGCCAUUGUGCAGAAGGACCAAGAUGCCAAAUUGGAAAUCAGAGAUGUGACUAAAUCUGAUGCUGGACAGUAUAGAUGUGUAGCAUCAAACAAACAUGGAGAAAUCGAAUCCAGCACUGAUCUGGCUGUUGUUGAGAAAAAAGAAAUUACACCUGAAAUGGUCACAUUGAAGAAGACACCUUCCAAACAAAAAAGCCCCAAAGAGGAGAAGGACAUUGAUAUUGUUGAGCUGCUCAGAAAUGUGGACCCCAAAGAGUAUGAGAAAUAUGCACGCAUGUACGGUAUCACAGACUACCGUGGCCUUCUUCAAGCCAUUGAAAUGCUAAAGAAGGAGAAAGAAGAACAACAAAUUGCAAGACCUGAACUGGAACAUACAAGAAGAGAAUCAGAAGAAGAGGAUCUAUCAACACUUGUGGCUGAUUUAAAGAAGAGAAUGGAGCAAACUGAGCCUGUAACACUGAUCAAGGACAUCACAGACCAGACUACAGUUGUCAACAAAGAGGCCGUGUUUGAAUGUGAGAUAAAAAUCAACUACCCAGAGAUAACGUUAUCUUGGUACAAAGGCACCCAAAAACUUGAUUCAAGUGACAAGUAUGAGAUUACUGUUGUUGGUGACCGACACAUCUUAAAGAUCAAGAAUUGCCAGAUCCGGGAUGAGGGCAGUUAUCGCAUUGUAUGUGGACCACAUAUCUCCAGUUCCAAAUUGACAGUGUUGGAAGGUGAAGUGGAAAAGCACAUGGAGGAUGUCACUGGUAAGGAAGGCCAAACUAGUACACUCACAUGCCAGUUCUCUAUACCAAAUGCAAAGGCCCAGUGGUUUAGAAAUGGAAAGAUUUUAGAGCCACAUGGCAGGUACACAUAUUCUGUGGCCAAUUACACUCAAAAGCUAUCAAUUAAAGAUGUUAGGCCUGAAGACCAAGGAGAAUAUACCUGCAAAUAUAAAAACCUUGAAUCAACUGCAAAUCUUUGGGUGGAAGCAGAGCAAAUACAUUUCACUAAACGCAUCCAGAACAUUGUGGUUCGGGAACGACAGUCUGCAACAUUUGAAUGUGAAGUGUCCUUUGACAAUGCAAUUGUAACAUGGUAUAAGGACAUAUGGGAGCUAAAAGAAAGCCCCAAGUACAUGUUCAGGAGCGAAGGUCGACGACACUUUAUGAUCAUCCGCAAUGUAACCUCAGAAGAUGAAGGCGUUUAUUCAGUGAUUGUCAGAUUGGAACCCAGGGGCGAAGCCAAAAGCACAGCAGAACUUUACCUCUCAGGGAAAGACAUUGAUGUAGGAAGGGUACCUUAUGAUAUUCCUGAUUCAUCAAUACAAGUCCCUGAAGCACCAUCUGCAUUUGCAGUUGAAGCUGAAUCAUCUAUUGAAUAUUAUCAUUAUGAAGAAAAGAUGGAAAUUCAAGAGUAUGAAUACAGAACAGAAGAAAGGAUAGUAGAGGAAAUUUCUCUUACAGCUCCAAGAAUUCCUGUGGAAGAGACUGUUGAGAGGAAGGCACUUGGAGUGAGAGAAGUUGUCCCAAUCAAAGAUGGUGAAAAAGAACCAGUUGCUGCACCUGCACCCACACCAGUGAAAAAAGAGGGAAAACCAAAAGAAGAGGCCGGGAGGGGACGGGGCCUGAAACCAAAACAAACUCCUUCUCCUGGAGAUGGUGGACGAGGAAGAGGACUGAAACCUGGUGCUGGUGGUGACAAACCUCCAGGACAAUCCCCAUUUGAAUACACGCUUAAAGCUGUUCCUCUGAAGUUUGUAAAGGAGCUUAAAGACAUUGUGUUGCAGGAGGCUGAGUCUAUUGGUUCCUCUGCUGUGUUUGAGUGCCAGGUUUCUCCUUCUACUGCUAUAACUUCAUGGAUGAAAGAUGGAAGUAACCUUAGGGAGAGUCCAAAGCACAAGUUUACUUCUGAUGGAAAAGACCGCAAACUGGCAAUUAUUGAUGUCCAGCUGUCUGACACAGGAGAAUACACAUGUGUUGCCAAGCUUGGAAAUAAAGAGAAGACCUCCCUUGCCAAAUUAAUUGUUGAAGAGUUGCCUGUGAGAUUCACAAAGAACCUGGAAGAGGAAAUGUCUGUAAUUAAAGGGCAGCCCAUGUACUUGACUUGUGAGUUAAGCAAAGACAGGGAUGUGCUUUGGAAGAAGGACGGAAAACCACUUUCAGAAAUUGCUGGCAAGCUUGCCAUCAGUGUCAUUGGACUGCAACGUUCUGUAACAAUCCAGGAUUCAAAUGAUGACGAUGCUGGAGUUUACACAUGCGAGUGUGAAAAUCUCAAGACUCAGUCCAAUGUUAAAAUCAUUGAGAUCAUCAGAGACUGGUUGGUGAGACCACUAAGGGACCAGCAUGUGAAACCAAAGGCCACUGCUACUUUCAAAUGCGAGCUCGUCAAAGACACUCCCAACUGGAAGUGGGUCAAAGGGAAUGAAGAUAUUCCAAAUGAACCCACAGAUAAGACUGAAGUCAAAAAGGAUGGAAAAGACAUCACUCUGACUAUUAAGAAUGCUCAACCAGAUGAUGCUGAUGAGUAUGCUAUUGAAGUUGAAGGUCGUAGAUACCCGGCAAAACUGACACUUGGAGAACGUGAAGCUGAGAUCCUAAAACCCCUUGCAAGCGUUGAAGUGGUUGAAAAAGAAGAGGCCAGUUUUGAUACUGAAAUCUCUGAGGAAGAUGUGCCUGGAGAAUGGAAACUUAGAGGGCAGAUUUUAACAAGAUCGCCAACAUGUGAUAUCAGAGCAGAGGGAAAGAAGCGUUUCCUUACUUUGAAAAAUGUUCAGCUCGAUCAGGCGGGAGAAGUAACGUAUCAAGCUCUGAAUGCAAUCACAAGUGCAAUGCUUACAGUCAAAGAAAUUGAAAUGGACUUUGUAGUACCACUGAAGGAUAUUACAGUGCCUGAAAAGAAACAAGCAAAGUUUGAGUGUACCAUCACUAAAGAUGUGUCUAAAGUGAUUUGGUAUAGAGGAUCUGAUAUUAUAUCAGCAGACCAGAAAUAUGAUAUAAUUGAUGAUGGAAAGAAGCACAUGUUGGUUAUAAACCACGCUGAGUUUGAUGAUGAGGGAGAUUACAGUAUUGAGGUCUUAAGCAAAACAUCAACAGCCAAACUGACUGUUGAGGGUAUUAGACUGAAGUUUAUCUCACCAAUGUCGGAUCAAACUGUGAAGGAAGGUAAUACUGCUCGGUUUGAGAUUGAGCUUUCUCAUGAAAAUGUGCCAGUGACAUGGUACAAAAAUGAAACUAAAUUGCAUCCGAGCAGAACAGUGCUUACCCAUGUUGAUGGAAAAAGAUAUAUAUUAGAAAUCAAAGAAGUCACACUAGAUGAUACUUGCCAAAUAAAGGCAGAGGCUAAAGGAAUAUCAACUACAGCAAACCUGACCGUCUUAGAGAGAGAUGCAUACUUCACAGUUAAACUUCAAGACUACACUGCAGUUGAGAAAGAUGAUGUCUCUCUUGACUGUGAGCUGAGCAAAGAUGUCCCGGUCAAGUGGUUCCAUAAUGAGAUUGAAAUUAAGGCCUCAAAGAUGGUUUCCAUGAAGGUUGAGGGUAACCGAAGAAUUCUCCACAUUAAGAAAGUGGAGAACAAAGAUAGUGGCCAUUAUGUUUGUGACUGUGGAACAGACAAAACAAUGGCCACUAUGAACAUUGAAGCCCGUGACAUUAAGAUUGUUCGUCCCAUGUAUGGUGUUGAGCUCUAUGAUGGUGAAACUGCACGUUUUGAAGUGGAACUCUCGGAGGAUGAUGUUCAUGGCCAGUGGAAAUUGAAAGGAGAGGUUCUGUCUCAGUCACCGGAUGUUGAAAUAAUUGAGGAUGGCGCUAAGCACACUUUAACUUUGUACAACUGCAAAGUUCCCCAGACAGGUGAAGUUUCAUUCCAGGGUGCCAAUGCUAAGUGUGCUGCAAAUCUGAAAGUGAAAGAGCUUCCAAUUUCUUUCCUCACACCGUUAAGUGAUGUGCAGGUAUAUGAGAAAGAUGAAGCAAGGUUUGAGUGUGAAAUAUCACGAGAACCAAAAUCCUUCAGGUGGCUGAAGGGAACCCAGGAAUUACAGGCAGAUGAUAAAUUUGACAUUCUGACAGAGGGGAAAAGGCACACUCUUGUUGUCAAAUCUGCUGCUUUUGAAGAUGAGGCUAAAUACAUGUUUGAGGCUGAGGACAAGAGAACAUCUGCCAAACUUAUUAUUCAAGGCAUUCGUCUUGAGUUUGUCAAGCCUAUCAAGGAUGUUACAGUAAAGGAGCGCGAGACAGCAGAAUUCAGCAUUGAACUUUCACAUGAGAAAGUUCAGGUAAUAUGGUACAAAAAUGAUGUGCGCUUGCACCCAAGUAAAGUGGUACACAUGUCUGAAGAUGGCAAGAUCCACACUCUGUCCAUCAAGGAGGUGUCAAUUGAUGAUACUUCUUUGAUCAAAGCAGAGGCCCUUGGAAAAAGCUGUGAGGCAAUGCUCACGGUGCUUGAGGGAGAAGCUUAUUUCACUACCAAGCUACAGGACUACACAGCAGUAGAGAAAGAUGAGGUAGUGUUGAUGUGUGAACUGAGCAAACCCUCUGCUGAGGUGAAAUGGUUCAAGGAUGGAAAGGAAAUUAUCCCCUCCAAAAAUAUCAUCAUCAAGGCUGAUGGAAAGAAACGUACUCUUACAGUUAAGAGGGCUGAUAAGGGAAAUAUUGGUCAAUAUACCUGUGAUUGUGGCACUGACAAAACAACUGCUAAGCUGAAUAUUGAAGAUCGUGAUAUAAAGGUUGUACGGCCACUGUACAGUGUGGAAGUUACAGAGACUGAGACUGCUCGCUUUGAGACAGAGAUUUCAGAGGAAGAUGUCCAUGGAAACUGGAAACUCAAAGGAGAGCCUUUGCACCAGUCACCGGACUGUGAGAUUAAAGAAGAAGGCACCAAACACAUGCUGAUUCUCUACAAUGUACGGAAGGACAUGGCUGGUGGUGUGGACUUCAGUGCUGCCAAUGCUAAAUCUAGUGCUCAGCUCAGAGUUAAAGCACGAGUGAUAGGCCUCAUACGGCCUCUCAGGGAUGUUACAGUUACAGCUGGAGAGACGGCAACCUUUGACUGCGAACUGUCAUACGAGGGCAUAUCUGUGGAGUGGUUCCUUGGGGGUACAAAGCUGGAACCAAGCGACAGAGUGGUAGCCCGAGCUGAAGGCAGAACCCACACGUUGACCCUAAGAGAUGUCAAACUGACAGAAGCAGGAGAGGUAAAACUCACUGCAAAAGAUUUCCAAAUCCAGGCCAACCUCAUUGUAAAAGAGCCUCCAGUCGAAUUCACCAAGCCACUUGAGGACCAGACUGUAGAGGAAGAAGCUACUGCUAUACUAGAGUGUGAAGUCUCCAAAGAAAAUGCAGAGGUCAGGUGGUUUAGAGAUGGACAGGAAAUCCGUAAAACAAAGAAAUAUGAGAUGGUUGCUGAUGGCCGCAAGAGAAAGCUUAUCAUCCAUGACUGUGCACUUGAUGACUCAAAGACAUAUACCUGUGAUGCCAAAGUCUUUAAGACCUCUGCUUUUCUAAAUGUUGAACCUCCACAUGUUGAGUUCACUAAACCACUCCAUGAUGUUGAGGUAAUGGAGAAAGAAACUGCCAAGUUUGAGUGUGAGGUUUCCAGAGAAAAUGCCAAGGUUCGCUGGUUCAAGGAUGGUAAUGAAAUCAGGAAAGGCAAAAAAUAUGAUAUAAUUUCCAAAGGUGUUCAACGCAUUCUCAUCAUUAGCAAGUCAGUGUUUGAUGAUGAAGCUGAAUAUGAAUGCGAUGCAAGGACCUCCAAGACCUCAGGAAUACUUACUGUUGUUGAGGAGGAGGCUAGAUUCACAAAGAACCUGGGUAAUGUUGAAGGCACUGAAACUGACAGUGUUAAACUGAUCUGUGAGGUCUCCAAGUCCAGUGCAGAGGUUACCUGGUAUAAAGGUGACCAGGAAUUGCCUGACGGUGGUAGAUAUGAACAUGUUGCAGAUGGCAGAAAGAGAAUCCUUAUUAUCCAGGCACUUCAUAUGGAAGAUGCUGGAGAAUACCACUGCAAAUUGCCCAGCUCACAAACUACAGGAAACUUGAGAAUCAAUGAACUUGCUGCUGAGUUCAUCUCCAGACCUCAAAGCCAGGAAGUGGUUGAAGGUGAAAAAGCUGAGUUUGUGUGCUCUGUGUCCAAAGACUCUUAUGAAGUCAAAUGGCUCAAGGGUGACAAAGAACUCCAGACAGAUGACAAGUAUGAAAUUAUUUCUGAUGGCAAGAGACGAGUCCUUGUAGUGAAGAAAUGUGAGCUUGGUGAUGAAGGCACUUUUGUGGCUCUUAUUGGUGCUACAAGAGCUUCUGCCGAUUUGAUAGUCCUUGAGAAACUCAGAGUUAUCACACCCCUCAAGGACACAACAGCAAGUGAAGCACAAGAGAUUGUUCUCAACUGUGAGGUGAACACAGAAGAAGCCAAGGCCAAAUGGAUGAAGAAUGACGAAACGAUAUUUGAUAGCAGCAAAUUUAUCAUGACCCAGAAAUACAAUGUGUAUUCUUUAAGAAUUAAAGAUGCUGAAAGGUCAGAUGCAGCUACUUACACUAUAACGCUGACCAAUCAACGCAAUGAGUGUGUCAAGAGUUCUGCCAAGAUCACUGUACAGGAGGAGGAUCUGAAAAUCAUUGUUCCUCUGGAGGAUGUUGAAACACAGGAGAAGAAGACCAUCAGCUUCUCAUGUAAAGUAAACAGACUAAAUGUGACUGUGCAGUGGAUGAAGGCAGGACAGGAGAUUACACUCAGUAAGCGUCUUGUGUAUCGUGUUGACAAGGAUAAGCACACUUUGACCAUUAAAGACUGUAGUCUGGCAGAUGAAGGGGAGUACUCGGUCAUUGCUGGUGCUGAUAAGUCAACUGCUGAAUUGAUUAUCAGUGAAGCACCUACAGAUUUUAUCACCCAACUCGAAGACCAAACAAUUACCGAAUUUGAAGAUGCUGAAUUUACCUGCCAACUCUCUAAAGAAAAGGCAGAAAUCAAAUGGUACAGAGAUGGCAGAGAGAUCAGAGAGGGUCCACGAUAUCAGUUUGAGCGUGAUGGAAAGACCUGCACACUACGCAUUAAGGAGUGCAGACCUGAUGAUGAAUGUGAAUAUGCUUGUGGUGUAGAUGACAAAAAAUCAAGGGCUCGUCUCUUUGUUGAAGAAACACCUGUCGAGAUUAUCAGACCACCCAUCGAUAUAUUUGAGCCCCCUGGCUCAGAUGUGGUGUACGAGGUUGAGCUCAACAAAGACAGAGUAGAAGUCAAAUGGCUAAGGAACAACAUGACUAUUGUCCAGGGUGACAAAUACCAAAUGAUGAGUGAAGGCAAGAUUCACAGACUUCAAGUAUGUGAAAUUAGACCUCGUGAUCAGGGAGAGUACAGAGUUAUUGCUAAAGACAAGGAUGCAAAAGCCAAGCUUGAGCUUGCAGCUGUGCCAAAGAUUAAGACAAUGGACCAGGACCUGGUGACAGAUGCUGGGAAACCAUUUAUCAUGUCAGUUCCAUAUAAUGCCUACCCACAUGCUGAGGCUGAAUGGUUCUUUGAAAACAUUAGCAUGCCUACUGAAAAUCUUCAUACCACACUGGACAAAGCAGAGUACCGUUUGAAGGACCCUAAGAAGUCAGAUGAGGGCCGGUAUAAGGUCAUUAUCAAGAACAAGCAUGGGCAGGGAGAGGCUUUCAUUAAUCUAAAAGUUAUUGAUGUUCCUGGCCCUGUGAAGAACCUGCAUGUGGUUGAUACUGCUGAUGGAGAGGUCAGCAUUGCAUGGGAUGAGCCUGAAAGUGAUGGUGGAAGCAAGAUCUUAGCCUAUGUUGUGGAGAGACGUGAUGUCAAACGAAAAACCUGGACUCUGGCGACUGACCGUGCUGAUACCACAGAGUACACAGUCACUGGGCUACAGAAAGACUCCAAGUACUUUUUCCGUGUUUGUGCAUACAACAGAGUUGGAAGUGGUCCGAAUGUUGAAACACAUGAAGCGGUUCAAGCUAAGAAUAAGUUUGACGUUCCUGAUGCACCUCAAAAUGUCACUGUUGGAAAUGUAAAUAAGUUUGGUGCCACAGUCUCCUGGGAACCACCUCUGUUUGAUGGUGGAUCUGAAAUCACAUCCUACAUUAUUGAACUCCGUGACAGAACAUCUGUGAAAUGGUCUCCAGUCAUGGUGACUAAAGCACAAGAUCGUUCAGCUAUAAUUAAUGAUGUGAUUGAAAACAAGGAAUACAUCUUCCGUGUAAGAGCAGAGAACAAGGCUGGUCCUGGCAAGCCAAGUGCUGCCACUAACCCAGUUCAAAUCAUGGACCCCAUAGAGAGACCAAGCCCACCCCUGAAUCUGACACAUUCUGAACAGACCAAGGAUUCAUGUCUGCUGACAUGGGAAACCCCUCUUAGAAAUGGAGGCAGUAUGAUCACUGGCUAUAUUAUUGAGAGAUGUGAGGAAGAUUCAGACAAGUGGCUGAGAUGUAAUGCCAGGCUUUGCCAGGACCUCUCAUACAGGAUGUCAGGUCUUAAAUUUGGAAAGAAAUAUAAGUACAGAGUAAUUGCUGAGAACGCUGCUGGUCAGUCUGACCCAUCUAAUACUGUUGGACCUGUGCUGGCAGAUGACCCACACUUUGCACCUACACUGGACUUGAGUGCCUUUAAGGAUGGCCUGGAGGUCAUUGUUCCUCAGCCUCUUGCUAUUCGUGUCCCCAUCACUGGAUACCCAACACCUACUGCUAAGUGGACCUUUGGUGAAAAGGAGCUCACUGCUGGUGACCGUGUGUCCAUGGUCACAAAGAGCACAUUUACAGAGCUAGUCGUUUCUCCAAGUGUGCGACCUGAUAAAGGCACAUAUUCUCUGACACUGGAGAACGAUGUAAGCAGUGUCUCUGGAGAGAUUGAUGUCAAUGUCAUUGCAUGUCCAAGUGCACCCAAGGACUUUAAGGUUGCAGAAGUAACUAGAAAACAUGUGCAUCUUAUGUGGGAAGCACCAGACCAUGAUGGAGGCAGUCCACUGACUGGCUAUCAGGUUGAGAAGCGUGAAGUGUCCAGAAAGACAUGGGUUAAGGUUAUUAGUGGUGUGCAAGACCAGGAAUACACCAUCACAGAUGUGAUUGAGGGCAAGGAGUACUUGUUUAGAGUUAUUGCCUGCAACAAGUGUGGCCCAGGAGAGCCUGCAUACAUUGAUGAUCCUGUAAAUGUGUCCUCACCAGCCACUGUUCCAGAUCCACCAGAGUAUCUUAAAUGGAGAGACAAAUCAUCCAGUAAAAUAUUCCUUUCCUGGGAACCUCCAAAAUGGGAUGGUGGUGCUCCAAUAAAAGGGUACAUUGUUGACAAAUGCCAGCGUGGCACUGACAAGUGGGAGCCAUGUGGAGAACCAAUGCCUGAUCUCAAGCUUGAGGUAACUGGUCUGAUAGAGGGACAGUGGUAUGCGUAUCGUGUAAGGGCCUUGAACAGACUAGGCGCAGGUAGACCUAGUAAGGCAACUGAUGAGAUCUUGGCUGUUGAUCCUAAAGAACCUCCAGAAAUUCACUUGGAUGCAAAACUCCUGGCAGGCUUAACUGCAAAGGCUGGUACAAAGAUUGAACUUCCUGCAGACAUAACAGGCAAACCAGAACCUAAAGUCAAAUGGACCAAGGCUGACCUUAUCCUUAAGGAAGAUGACAGAAUAUCUAUUGAUACCAAGCCUGGUCACUCCACUGUGUCAAUUGCUAAGACAAAAAGGGAUGACUCAGCAACAUACAUUAUUGAAGCAGUUAACAGCAGUGGCCGUGCAACUGCAACUGUUGAUGUCAACAUUCUAGAUAAGCCUGGCCCUCCAGCUGCCUUUGAUAUAUCUGAAAUUACCAAUGAUUCCUGUUUACUGGCCUGGAAUCCACCCAGAGAUGAUGGAGGCUCAAAGGUGACGAACUACAUUGUUGAAAGAAGGGCUACAGACAGUGAAAUCUGGUACAAGCUGUCUUCAACUAUAAAGCAGACCAACUACAAAGCGACCAAGCUUGUGACUUUCAAAGAAUAUAUCUUUAGAGUUUAUGCUGAGAAUCAAUUUGGCAUCGGUCCACCAGCUGAACAUGCUCCAAUUAUUGCUAAAUAUUCCUUUGAUCCACCUGGACCUCCAUACAAACUUGAGGCAUCAGAUAUUUCUAAGGAUGCUGUAACUCUGACCUGGAUUGAGCCUGAUGAAGAUGGAGGAAGUCCCAUCACUGGCUACUGGGUUGAGCGUUUUGAGCCAGAUGCUGAUAAGUGGAUAAAAUGCAAUAAAAUACCAGUCACAGAUACUAAUUUGAGAGUAAAAGGAUUGCCCACGAGGAGGAAGUGUAAGUUCCGUGUCUUGGCUGAAAAUCUUGCUGGACCAGGCAAACCAAGCAAAGAGACUGACCAGAUCAUGAUCAAGGAUCCUAUCGAUCCUCCAUGGCCUCCUGGCAAACCUACUGUUAAGGAUGUUGCAAAGACAUCUGCUUUCCUUCAAUGGACAAAGCCUGAGCAUGAUGGUGGUGCUAAGAUUGAGUCCUACGUUAUAGAACUUCUCAAGAGUGGAACUGAUGAGUGGGUUCGUGUGGUAGAUGGUAUACCUGCUGUUGAAUAUUUUCUAAAGGGAUUAAUGGAGAAGCAGGAAUACUCCUUCCGUGUCAGAGCUGUCAAUGCAGCAGGCGAGAGUGAACCUAGUGAACCUAGUACUCCUGUUCUUUGCAAGGAGAGACUCAAUCCUCCAUCACCACCAAGAUGGCUGGAGGUGGUUAGUAUUUCCCGUAACAAUGCCGAACUAAAGUGGACAGCCCCAGAAAGAGAUGGUGGUUCUCCAGUUACAAAUUAUAUUGUGGAAAAGAGAGAUGUGAGACGCAAAGGCUGGCAAGCUGUGGAUACCACAGUGAAGGAACUGAUAUAUACUGUCACUCCACUGAAUGAAGGCUCUCUCUAUGUAUUCCGUGUGGCAGCUGAGAAUGCUGUUGGAACUAGUGAAUACUGUGAACUUGUUGACUCAGUUCUGGCAAAAGACACAUUCACUACUCCUGGACCACCUUAUGCUCUGACAGUCACCGAUGUCUCAAAGACACAUGUUGAUCUUAAAUGGGAGGCACCUAAGAAUGAUGGGGGCAGACCUAUCUUAAGGUAUGUCAUUGAGAAAAAAGAGAAACUUGGAACUCGCUGGGUUAAAUCUGGAAAAACAUCAGGUCCUGACUGCAAGUACAGGGUCACUGAUGUCAUCGAAGGCACUGAGGUACAGUUCCAGGUCCUUGCUGAGAAUGAGGCUGGGGUUGGUCACCCAAGCGAACCUACAGACAUUGUUGUAGUUGAGGAACCAACAGGUCCACCAUCUCCACCUCAGGAUCUCCAUAUCACUGAGGCAGCCAGGGACCAUAUCUCUAUUGCAUGGAAAGCUCCAGAAAGAAAUGGAGGAAGUCCGGUCACUGGAUACCACAUUGAGCUUUGUGAGGCUGGAACAGAAAAGUGGAUGAGAGUUAACUCUCGUCCAGUUAAAGAACUGAAAUACAGGGCUGGAGCGGAGGAAGGCAUUGUUCCUGAGAAGAACUACAUUUUCAGAGUCCGUGCUGUCAAUUCUGUUGGUGCCAGUGAACCAUCUGACAUCUCUGAGAGUGUAUAUGCUAAAGACUCUGACUGCAAACCGGCUAUUGAUUUCCAGACCAAGGACAUUGUUGUUGUGGAGGGUGAGAAGAUGCACCUCCCAAUUCCAUUUAAAGCUGUUCCAUCACCUAGGAUCACAUGGCACAAAGAUGGCAAAGAGAUGAAAGCUGAUGAGAGAAUCUUAAUGACAUCAGAUUACAUUUCCUGCCACCUGGAAAUUCCAAGUUGCCUGCAUGCUGAUGCCGGCCAAUACAAAGUUACCCUGGAAAACAGCAUUGGUGCAAUUAGUGGGACUAUCAAUGUUAAAGUUAUUGGUCUUCCUGGGCCAUGCAAGGAAAUUGUUGCUAGUGAUAUCACCAAGAACUCUUGCAAAGUGACUUGGGAACCUCCAGACUAUGAUGGAGGCAGUCCUAUCCUUCACUAUGUCCUGCAGCGCAGAGAAGCAGGCAGGAGAACAUAUGUCAAUGUCAUGUCUGGUGAGAACAAACUGAGCUGGCCUGUCAAGGACCUCAUCCAAAACGGAGAGUACUAUUUCCGUGUCAGAGCAGUGAAUAAAAUUGGUGGUGGAGAGUUCAUAGAGCUUCGCAAUCCUGUAAUUGCUGAGGAUCAGAAACAUCCCCCUGAUCCUCCUGUUGAUGUUGAGACUCACAACCCUUCUUCUAAAUCUGUGACUCUAACUUGGAAGCCACCCAUGUAUGAUGGGGGAUGCAAGAUCAUGGGUUACAUUCUAGAGAAGAUGAUGAAAGGAGAAGAAAAAUUUGAAAGAUGCAAUGACUUCCUUGUGCCAGUAUUGUCCUACACCGUUAAAGGCUUGAGACCAGAAAAGGAGUAUCAGUUCCGUGUUCGUGCAGAGAAUGCUGCAGGCAUUAGUGAGCCUUCUCGUACCACUCUUAUGGUCAAAGCCACUGAUACAAUUGAUCGUCCUAAAGUGUUCCUUAGUGGCAGUUUGCAAUCAGGGUUAAGUGUUAAGAGGGGUGAGGAAAUCCGAUUAACUGCCUACAUUUCUGGUUACCCUUACCCGGAAAUAACAUGGAUGAGAAAUAAUUCAACUAUUAGGCCAGAGGCACUGAAGAAGAGACCAGAAAGGCCUAUUAGAAGGAAAAAGGAAAAGAAGGCUGAGGAAGAAAAAAUAGAAGACACAGAGAAAAAGGAGGAGAAGACAACAGAGGAACAUGACAAGAAGGAGGAAGAAAAGAAAGAGGAAGAGGACAAAGAGAAACCAAAGGAGCCAGAGGAACCAGAAGAGCCAGAGGAGGAAUACCACCCAACACUAAAUGAGCGUCUUACAAUUGAUAAUUCAAGGAAGGGUGAAUCCUACGUUCUUGUGAAAGAUACUAUCAGAGGCGAUCAUGGUGUUUUCACUAUCAAGGUGGAGAAUGAUCAUGGUGUUGCUUCUGCCACCUGUGAAGUUAAUGUUCUUGAUACUCCUGGACCUCCAGUCAACUUCAAGUUUGAGGAGGUCAGGAAGGAUUCUAUCCUCUGCAAGUGGGAACCUCCUCUAGAUGAUGGUGGCAGUGAGGUCAUAAAUUAUGUAUUGGAGAAGAAGGACAACUCCAAGAUUGAAACUGGAUGGGUCACUGUGACAUCAACUCUCAGGGGUUGCAAGUACCCAGUGACAAAACUGAUCGAAUCAAAAGAGUAUAUUUUCAGAGUUACUGCUGAGAAUAGAUUUGGUCCUGGAAAACCAUGUAUCUCCAAACCUGUUAUUGCAAAGAACCCAUUUGAUCCCCCUGAGGCACCUGAGAAACCAGAAAUCAUUGACAUUACAGCUAACAGCAUGGUUGUUACUUGGAAUGAACCCAAUGAUAAUGGAAGCCCCAUCCAAGGAUACUGGGUAGAAAAACGAGAAAUUAACAGUACACACUGGGCAAGAGUUAAUCGCAACAUCAAUGAUGCACUGGAAAUUAAAGUAGAAGGUCUUUUGGAAGGAUUGACAUACAUUUAUAGGGUCUGUGCAGAAAAUGUAGCUGGAUGUGGAAGAUUCAGUCCACCAUCUGAUCCAAAAACAGCCCAGGCUCCAAUCUUGCCACCAGGUCCACCAAUUCCUCAUGUUGUUGACACCACAGACCAUUCAAUAACAGUUGAAUGGGAACCUCCAGCAGACAAUGGAGGUGCAGAGAUUUUUGGUUACCAUGUUGACAAGGUAAUUGCUGGCACUAAGGACUGGUCACGAGCCACAGAGAGACCAUGGAAGACCCGCACAUUUACUGUGUAUGGUGUCCGAGAAGGAGCUAAGUACAUUGUCCGUGUGGUAGCAGUCAACUCUGCUGGUGAAGGUGCUCCUGGUAUGACAGAUGCUGUUAUUGUCAGGAAUCCAGCAGAGAAGCCUGUAAUUGAACUUGAUAUAUCCGUGAAGAAUGGUCUUGUUGUAAGAGCUGGAGAGAUGCUGAAGAUCCCUGCACAUGUAAGCGGUAAACCAAAACCAUCACUUUCAUGGACAAAGGAUGAUGCAGCUCCUGACAAAGAGCGUGUGGAAAUAGAAGAAGUAGGACAGAACAGCACAGUCAUUAUCAAGAGCUCAAAAAGAAGUGACAGUGGCAAAUACCAGAUAACUGCAGCAAACCCAAGUGCUAUAAAAUCUGCAUGGGCCAGGGUUGAAGUUGUUGAUGUUCCUGGGCCUGUCCUUGACCUCAAGCCCGUAGUAGUAACCAGAAAAUUAAUGAUUCUGAACUGGUCUGAUCCGGAUGAUGAUGGUGGCAGUGAUUUGACUGGCUUCAUUGUUGAAAGAAGAGAGCCAAAGAUGCACACAUGGAGACAGCCAAUUGAAACACCCGCAUCCAAAUGUGAAAUUGUAGGUAUUGCUGAAGGACAGGAAUACAUUUUCCGAGUUGUGGCCAAGAACAAAUAUGGCUGUGGACCACCAGUUGAUCUUGGACCUAUUCGUGCAGUUGAUCCACAAGGUCCACCAACUUCUCCUGAGAAGUUCCACUACACAGAAAGAACUAAGUCAUCCCUUACCCUUACAUGGAAGCCACCUCGCAAUGAUGGUGGUAGUCCAAUUAUUGGAUACAUCAUUGAAAAGAAACGUCAAGACCAUCCUACUUUCCAGCCUGUCUCCACAGACUUGUGCACUGCACUGACACUGACUGUGGAGAAUCUAGAUGAGCUACACACCUACGAGUUCCGUGCAAAGGCUGUUAAUAGCAUUGGAGAAAGUGAUCCUUCUAUACCCUUGACUGUUGUGAUUCAGGAUGAUGAAGUUGCCCCAACUUUGCACAUGUUGAAGCACUUCAAAGGUGACUUGAUUAGAGUGAGGAAGAAUGAGCCAGUUGAGAUUCCUGUUGAAAUCACAGGUCUCCCAAUGCCAAAGGUUGAAUGGUUGAAAGAUGAUGUUGUUAUUCCAAAGCCCACUGAAAGAGUCCUGUUUGAGACUAAAGAGAUUGACAGAGUCACAGAACACACCAAACUUUCUAUCCCAGCUACUACAAGGCUGGAAAAGGGUACAUACACUGUCACUGCCUCAAAUCGCCUUGGAUCACCCAGCCAUUCGAUCACAGUGGAGGUGCUCGAUCGACCGACGCCACCAAGAAAUGUUGCAGUUUCAAAUAUCCGAGCUGGGUUUUGCCAGUUGACUUGGGAUGCACCACUAGAUAAUGGUGGCAGUGCGCUCACCAACUAUAUUAUUGAAAAGAAAGACCUCAAUGUUGAGGAUGUUGAGAAAGCCGAAUGGGUUCAGGUUAAUAACACAAUCAUAGAGAAAAAAUAUAAGGCAUGGGACCUUGUAACAGGUGGAAACUAUAUGUUCAGAGUUAAAGCUGAAAAUAAGUAUGGAAUAAGUGAUGGCUGUGAAACAAUGGAAUUUCAAAUAAAGGAUCCAUUCGCCCUACCUGGACCCCCAGAAAAAGUUGCUAUUGCAGAAUAUUCUAAAGCCAAUAUGCUAGUAACAUGGGAACCUCCAAUGGAUUGUGGUGGAUCUCAGAUUAUUGGCUAUUGGCUGGAGAAGCGUGAGAAAGGCACCACCUACUGGGCUAAAGUAAAUAAGGCCUUGGUCUCAAAACGUGGCUUGAAAGGCUGGGAAUAUCAGGUCACACGUCUCUUUGAGGGAACUGAGUAUGAAUUCCGAGUGAUGGCUUGCAAUGCUGCAGGAGUUGGGCCCCCAAGUGCUGUCUCUGAAUCAGCCUCUGCUAUUGACCCCCUCACACCACCUGGCAUGCCAGCAGCUCCUGUAGUUGCUGAUAAAACUAAGCGUAGUGUUACUCUGUCAUGGACCCCACCAGCCAAAGAUGGUGGCAGCCCAAUCAAAGGUUACAUAAUCGAGAUCCAGGAUGAGGGAACAUCUGAUUGGGCGAGGGUGAAUGAUGCAGACAAUCUACAUCCAACUACUGAAUUUACCGUUCCCAAUCUUAAGGAACUCAAGAAAUACAGAUUUAGAAUUAUUGCAGUAAAUGAUAUUGGCGAGUCUGAGCCAAGUCCUAGCACCACAGAGGUUCUCAUGGAAGACAUUCACACUGAGCCAAAAAUAUUUCUGGACAUCACUGCUGAAGAAUUAUUAUGUAUCCGUGCUGGAUCUCCAAUCAAAAUCCCUGUAACUAUUACUGGGCGCCCUGUUCCCAAGGUUACUUGGGAAUUUGAUGGCAAAGCAAAGACAGAGAAGAAAGAUCGUCUUCAUACCCUGCCAGUUGAUUCACAGGUUGAAUCUACUGACACAACCUCUGUUGUAACAAUUCCUGUGAGCUUGAGAGCUCACUCUGGCAGAUAUACUGUCACAGCAAAGAACAAAACUGGACAGAAACAUAUUAAUAUCAGAGUCAUUGUGCUUGAUGUUCCUGGAGCACCAAAGGAUCUCAAAGUUACUGACAUUACCAGGUCUACAGUGCGGCUUAUCUGGAAACUCCCAGAUACUGAUGGUGGAGAGAGGAUUAAGAGUUACUUCAUUGAAAAGAAGACUGUCAGUGGAAAGGCCUGGACAACAGUAAAUGCAGCCUGUGCCAGUAUGGCCUUUGUGGUGCCUGACCUUCUUGAAGGUCAGGACUACCUGUUCCGAGUUCGUGCUGAGAAUCGCCUUGGAAAAGGACCAUUUACUGAGACCACAGAGCCAGCAAGAACAAGGGAUCCCAUUUAUCCCCCUGAUCCUCCAACUAAGGUCAAAAUAAACCUUGUCACCAAGAACACAGUGACUCUUACAUGGAUGCCUCCAAAAAAUAAUGGUGGUGCACCAGUAACACAUUAUAUUAUUGAAAGGCUGAGCUGGGACACCAGUGGUCCACAAAAGGAGACCUGGAAACAAUGCAAUAAAAGGGAUGUUGAAGAGACAUUGUUUAUUGUUGAAGACCUUAAGGAGGGUGGUGAAUAUGAGUUCCGUGUCAAAGCAGUGAAUGAAGCUGGUCCAAGCAGACCCUCUGCGACUGUUGGACCAAUAAUCAUCAAGGACCAGACCUGUGCCCCAACCAUCGAACUUAGAGAAUCUCUGGAGAGUGCAGAAACACUGGAUAUUAACAUACUUGCCAGGAUCCAGGGCUGUCCAUUCCCAUCACUCGUUUGGCAGAGAGCCACAUUGGACAAGCCUGAUGAAAAGUUUGAUGUACACUAUGAUCAGCAUAUUAAUAAACUUGUCUCUGAUGACAAAUGUAGUCUGUUAAUUCAGCAAUCGAAGAGAGAUGACAGUGGAAUUUAUACACUCACAGCUACUAACAGCCUUGGCAAGGCUUCCAAGGAUAUCAAACUUACUAUUUUGGGACGACCUGGACCACCAAUUGGACCAAUCAAAAUUGAGGAAGUUUUUGCUGAAAGGAUUGGACUCUCCUGGAACCCACCCACAGAUGAUGGUGGUUCUAAAAUCACAAACUAUGUCAUCGAGAAGCGUGAGGACAACAGGAAGACAUGGGUGCAUGUAUCUAGUGAGCCUAAGCAAUGUGCAUACACAGUUCAGAGGCUAACAGAAGGGCAUGAAUAUGAGUUCCGUGUUAUGGCUCAGAACAAAUACGGUGUUGGACCACCACUCUAUAGUGAGCCUGAGAAAGCAAGAAACCUAUUCACUGUCCCUGGCCAAUGUAACAAGCCAACGGUGUCAGAAGUCACUCUUGAAUCUAUGACUGUUGAAUGGGAGGAGCCAGAAUAUGAUGGUGGAUCACCAGUUACUGGCUACUGGCUGGAGAAGAAGGAAACUACAUCAAAACGCUGGACUAAAGUGAACCGUGACCCCAUAAGGAUCAGGCCCCUUGGCGUUUCACAUAUUGUGACUGGUCUUCUGGAAGGAGCUACCUACCAGUUCCGUGUUAUUGCCUUUAAUGCUGCUGGAUGUGGGCUUCCAAGUCUGCCAUCAGAUCCUGUAGUUUCUAGAGAUCCAAUUACUCCUCCAGGACCCCCUCUACCAAAGGUAACAGACUGCACCAAGUCAACUGUAGAUCUUGAAUGGAUUCCUCCACUGACUGAUGGUGGAUCUAAGAUCACAGGAUACUUUGUUGAAUACAAAGAAGAAGGAAAGGAAGAAUGGGAGAAGGCUAAAGACAAGGAAAUUAGAGGCACCAAGUUUGUUGUUCCUGGACUCAAAGAGCUUGGACUUUACAGAUUCAGAGUAAGAGCAGUGAAUGCUGCAGGAGUUGGUGAACCUGGUGAAGUCACUGAAGUGAUUGAGGUCAAGGAUAGAACAAUUCCUCCUGAAGUGGACCUAGAUGCAACUGUAAAGGAGAAGAUCACUGUUCAUGCUGGUGGUGUAAUCCGUAUUAUUGCAUAUGUAUCUGGCAAACCUGCCCCACAAAUUAUCUGGAACAAAGAUGAUGGUGAUAUGCCUAAAGAAGCUCUUGUUGAGACUACUGCUAUUAGCUCUUCUCUGGUUAUCAAAAAUUGCAAAAGACACCAACAAGGUAUUUACACCCUGACUGCCAAGAAUGAAGGAGGAGAAAGGAAGAAGGCAAUAAUUGUGGAAGUGCUGGAUGUUCCUGGACCUGUUGGGCAACCUUUCUCUGGUAUAAAUCUAACUACUGACUCUUGCAAACUGACAUGGCAUUCCCCUGAGGAUGAUGGUGGCUCUGCCAUCACCAAUUACAUAAUAGAAAAAAGAGAAUCUGACCGCAGAGGUUGGACUUCAGUAACAUACACUGUGACCAGACAUAAUGCUGUGGUUCAGGGUCUUAUUGAUGGUAAAGCGUACUUCUUCAGAAUUGCUGCUGAAAAUAUAAUUGGAAGGGGCCCAUAUGUGGAGACUGCAUCACAAGUUCUUAUUAAGGAUCCUAUUUCUGUCCCUGAGCGUCCAGAGGAUCUGGGGGUAACAGCUGUCACAAAAGAUUCAAUUAGUUUAGAAUGGAGGCCACCAAAGUAUGAUGGUGGAGCAGAAGUGACAAGCUAUGUCCUUGAAGUCCGUCAGAUAGGAAAAGAUAACUUUAUACGUGUUGCACCUGACAACAAGCUAAUAGACCGUAAAUUUGUUCAUGAGGGUCUCAAAGUGGGUGCUACAUAUGAAUUCCGUGUCAGUGCUGUAAAUCAAAUUGGCCAAGGCAAGCCUUCAUUCAGCACUAAACCUAUUACAUGCAAGGAUGAGCUUGAGCCACCUACCCUUGAUCUGGAAUUCAAUGACACGGUUUUAGUUCGUGUUGGGCAGUCAUGCACUCUCCAAGGUCGUUAUACAGGCAAACCAACUCCAACAAUCAAAUGGUUUAAAAAUGAUGAGGAACUUAAGUCAAAUGAUGAGAUUAUGCUCACCACCACUAAGAAGACCUUAUGCUUGUCUAUUGAAAAGGCUAAGCGUGAUCAGAGUGGUAAAUACUCUGUGGUUGUGGAGAAUUCAACUGGCAUACAGAAGGGCAUCUGCACUCUUACUGUUGUUGAUCGCCCUCAACCUCCGGAGGGCCCUGUUAUCUUUGACGAGAUCUUUAGGGAUCACAUGGUCAUCUCCUGGAAACCACCACUUGAUGACGGUGGAUGUGAAGUAUCUAAUUACAUUGUUGAAAAGAGGGAUGUUAACAGGGAUCUCUGGAUGCCUGUUACGGAGUCCUGCACUAGAACUACAUGUAGAGUACCCAAACUAAUUGAAGGCAGAGAGUACAUUAUUAGAAUAUGUGCUCAGAAUUUUCAUGGCAUAAGUGACCCGUUGCUGUCUGUUGAGACAAAAGCAAGGGAUGUUUUCAAGGUGCCUGAUGCUCCUAAGCAACCAGUGGUGAAAGAAGUCUACAAAGACACAGCUUUGAUUUCCUGGGAACCACCAGCUGAUGGUGGAAAACCAAUCACAAACUACAUUGUUGAGAAGAGAGAAACAAUGUCAAACAGAUGGGUUCGUGCUGGAACCGACCGCAUCUUCCCUACAACAGAAUACUGGGUUCCGGAUCUUCUCAAAGGGUGUGAAUAUGAGUUCCGUGUCAUGGCAGAGAAUGUUAUUGGUGUUGGUGAUCCCAGCCCACCCUCAAAGCCUGUCUUUGCUAAAGAUCCCAUUGUGAUUCCAAGCCCACCAGAAAAGCCAAUGGCAAUUGACAAAACAAAGAAUUCAAUCACUCUAUCUUGGGAGCCACCAAAGGAUUGUGGCAGAGGAAAAAUCUUAGGCUACCUGCUUGAGUACCAGAAAGCUGGAGAUGAAGAAUGGAUACAGGUUAAUCAGACUCCUGAGUCCUGCCCAGACACAACAUUCAAAAUAGUCAACCUUGAAGAUGGAAUGUUGUACCGGUUUAGAGUAAAAGCAGUGAAUGCAGCUGGGGAAUCUGAUCCUGCAAAUGUUCCUGAGCCUAUUCGGGCACAAGACAGAUUUGAGCCUCCAGAGCUUUUGCUAGAAAUGGGAAUGCCCCGUGAGCUUAAAGCCAUGGCAGGAACUCACAUAAAAAUUGUUGCUGGAAUCAAGGGUAUGCCUUUUCCCAAGGUCACAUGGAAGAAAAAUGAUAUUGAUGUACCUCCAAGAGCAGAAAUUGAGACUUCUGGAGUAAGAUCAGCACUUGAAAUGCGCUACUGUAACCGAGGGGACUGUGGAGAUUACACACUCAGUGUAGAAAACCCAGCUGGAUCGAAGACAGCAACAUGCACUGUGCUUGUUUUAGACAAACCUGGUCCAAUUCAGAAUCUGAGGGUAUCUGAUGUUAGAAGUGACUCAGCUCAACUCUCCUGGAAAGAUCCAGAAGAUAAUGGUGGUGUACGCAUCACCAACUUUGUUGUGGAGAAGAAGGAUGUGGCUUCUGCACAAUGGGUGCCAGUCUGUGCAACAUCCAAAAAACGAAGCCUUAUGGCCAAGCAUUUGAUGGAAGGGACAUCAUACAUGUUCCGGGUGGCUGCCGAAAAUCAGUUCGGCAGAAGUGAAUAUGUUGAGACAACUAAACCUGUGAAAGCAAUGAACCCACUGUUCCCACCUGGUCCACCAAAGGACCUGCAUCAUGUAGAUGUUGACAAAACUGAGGUGUGGCUUGAGUGGAACUGGCCUGAUCGCACAGGAGGAAGUGAGAUCACCGGCUUCUUGGUUGAAUAUCAGGAGGAAGGAGAAAGAGACUGGAUAGUCUUCAAGACUGUAAGCAUUCCUGAAUGCCAUGUAACAGGGCUAGAAGAGGGAAAAACUUAUAGAUUCCGUGUGAAAGCAGAGAAUGCCAUUGGCCUUGGAAGACCUGACACAACAGUGCCAGUGCUCUGCCAAGAAAAACUUGUGCCACCCAUUCUUGAGGUUGAUGCAAAACUGAUUGAUGGGAUAAUUGUAAAGGCUGGAAGCACCAUAAGGCUUCCCGCAAUCAUGAGAGGCAUUCCAGUUCCAACUGCAAAAUGGGCCAUUGAUGGUGAAGAAAUUAAAUGUGAAGGAAAUACCAAGAUUGACACAGACAACUUUUCAACUGUUCUGAGCAUUGCUGAAUGCACAAGAAAUCACACUGGAAACUAUAUUCUCACAGUAUCUAACCCUGCAGGAAGUAAGACUCUCUCUCUGAAUGUCACAGUACUUGAUGUUCCUGCUGCACCAAUAGGACCAGUUAACAUCCUUGAAGUAACUCCAGAUUCCAUGGUCAUUGAAUGGCGUCCUCCCAAAGAUGAUGGUGGAAGCCCUGUCAUAAAUUAUGUUGUUGAAAAAAGGGAAUCUAAUAAGGAAACCUGGGGAGGUGUUAGCUCUGGCAGUACUGCAACACGACUUAAGAUUUCUCGUUUACAGAGCGGUGUUGAAUAUGUUGUAAGAAUCCGUGCAGAAAACAAGAUGGGAAUUGGUGCAGCUCUUGAAAGUGCACCAACCGUGGCAAAGCACCAGUUUGAGGCACCUGGCCAUCCUGGAAAACCUGUUGUUUCAGAUAUUUCUGAAGAUGCAGUUACUCUUGGUUGGACAAUGCCACUGUAUGAUGGAGGCAGUCCUAUUUUUGGCUACAUUAUUGAACGUAGACAUAAAGGAGGCAAAUGGAUUCGAGUAAAUAAGAUUCCAUGCAAAGACCUCAGAUUCAGAGUGCUUGGGCUUUUUGAGGGUAAUGAAUACGAGUUUAGAGUAUUUGCUGAAAAUAUUGCUGGCUUUAGUGGUCCCUCACCUAUCUCAGACCCAGCCAAGCCCUGCAGGCCAAUUACAGUUCCUGGACCUCCAGUCAAUCCUAAAGUUAAAGAUUAUAGUUGCACUUAUGCCGAUUUAGUUUGGAUAAAGCCUACAAGAGACGGGGGUAGCCCAAUCUUGGGAUAUGUUGUUGAAUGGCAGAAAGCUGGUGGUGAAUGGGAUAAAGUUAACAAAGAUGAUUUGAUAAAACAGUGUGCAUAUAGAGUCAAGGGUCUAAAUGAAGGCACAGAAUAUAGGUUUCGUAUUCGAGCUGUCAACAUGAUUGGAGAUGGUGAGACAAGAGAAAUCCCAGAAUCAGUUAUUGCUCAAGACAUUCUAAUUCCCCCUGAGAUUGAGAUGGAUGUCACAUGUCGUACACAUGUGAUUGUACGUGUAGGUCACAACAUAAAUAUUACGGGAUAUGUGAAGGCAAGGCCAGACCCUGAGAUUUCCUGGACCAGAGGGGAGACCGUUUUGGAACGAGAUAAACGUAUUACUUUCACAAAUAACUUCCCUGUAGUACAUAUGCGUAUCAAGGAAGCAACCAGAGCAGAUCAUGGAAAGUAUAUUCUUAAGGCUGUCAAUAAUGGUGGAGAAGCUUCAGCUACCAUUACUGUAACUGUAUUGGACAGGCCUGGACCCUGCAGGAAUCUUAUAUUGACAUAUGUGACAAAAAAUUCUUGCAUGGUGAACUGGGAUGCUCCCGAGGACAAUGGAGGCACUGAGAUUACAAACUACAUUGUUGAGUGUCGUGAGCCAAACAGCAGAACUUGGUCAAUGAUCUCUUCUGACUGCACCAACCGCAAAGUGAAGGCAAAACUCCUGGAGAAUCAUGAGUAUUUGUUCCGUGUAUCUGCAGAGAACAAGUGUGGUCCUGGUCAAGCAACAGAAACCAAAACACCUAUCCUUGCAAUAGAUCCACUUCAGAAACCUAGUGAACCAGAAAAUUUCCAUGUAGCUGAUGUUGGCAAGAACUAUGUUUUCCUGAGAUGGCGAAAACCAGAUUAUGAUGGUGGCAGUCCAAACUUAGGCUAUAUUCUGGAAAAGAAAGCAAAGGAUGCUGAAAAUUGGGAAAGUUUACAUGCUGGCAUAAUCAAAGAUACAUUCUUUAUGGUAGACAAAUGUGUUGAGAACCAAAUAUAUCAGUUUAGAAUUAAGGCAACAAAUGAUGGUGGAGAAAGCAACUGGGUGAAGACAUCUGAUGUUCUUGUCAAAGAAGUCAUUCUGAAACCAGUUCUUGACCUCAAAUUUGCUGGUACUAUCGUGGUUAAAGCUGGUGAAUCAGUCAGGCUUGAGGCAGCUCUCAGAGGAAAGCCACAACCUGAGGUAAAAUGGGUGAAGGACAAGGCUACAGAAUAUAACCCAAGAAUCACCAUUGACACUGGAGCAGAUUAUUCAAAAUUCCUCAUGACAAAAACCAGACGGCCUGACACUGGAAAAUAUGUAAUCACUGCCACAAACUCUGCUGGAAGUUUCACUGCAUAUGCAAAUAUAACUGUUUUGGACAUACCCGGACCUGUCAGGGAUGUCAGGGUCACUGGUGUCUCUGCAGACAAAUGUAGAGUUGUGUGGGAUCCUCCAGAGGAUGAUGGUGGUUGUGAAGUGGAUAGCUAUAUUUUAGAAAAAUGUGAAACCAGGAGAAUGGUUUGGUCUACAUAUUCUGCUAAUGUAGUUACUAACUACUGCAAUGUGACUCAUCUUGUGGAAGGUAAUGAGUACGUCUUUAGGAUCAGAGCAGAAAACAAGAUGGGAACAGGUCCAGCAAUGGAGAGCAAGCCUGUUAUUGCCAAAACACAGUACAGCAGACCCGGUCCACCUGAUCCACCAGAGGUCACCAAAAUUGGCAAAGAUGAGAUGACUGUGAUAUGGGCUCCUCCUGAGAACGAUGGUGGAAAAUCCAUUACUGGCUACAUCCUGGAAAGAAAGGAGAAGCGUGCUGUACGAUGGGUACCAGUUACAAAAAGCCCCAUCUCUGAGAGACGCAUGAAAGUAACCAACUUGAUUCCUAACCAUGAAUAUCAAUAUCGUGUUAAAGCUGAAAAUGAGGUUGGAUUGGGAGAGCCAAGCAAGCCUUCAAGACCACUUGCUGCUAAGGAUCCAAUUGAGCCUCCUGGUCCUCCUGGAGGUCUGAAGGUGGUGGACAGCACAAAGACUUCAGUUACACUUGGCUGGUCAAAGCCAGUGUAUGACGGUGGUGCUCCAAUCAUCGGAUAUUUGGUUGAAAUGAGAGAGAAGAUUGAAAUGGAAGGUGAACAAGAGCGAGAUCCAGAUGAAGGCUGGUCAAAGUGCAAUACUAGUGGGCAGCUUGUUCUCACUGAAUUUACAAUGCUCAAUUUGGAUGAGAGAAAACAAUAUGAAUUCCGUGUCUCUGCACAAAAUCAAGUUGGAAUGGGUCGCCCAGCAAAACUUAAAGAUGCUGUGACACCAAAAGAGAUUCAUGAAUUGCCAGAGAUUGAUCUGGAUGCCAGUUUGAGAAAGGGAUUUAGUGUAAGAGCAGGUUGUCCCAUAAGACUAUUUGCUACAAUCAGAGGAAGGCCAGCACCUAAAGUGACCUGGAAACGCGUUGGUAUUGACAAUGUUGUCAGAAAAGGUCAUGUGGACCAUAUUGAUACAAUGACCUUUCUUGUUAUACCUGAGAGCACACGUGAAGACUCUGGAAAAUACUCUUUGACAGUCUCAAAUCCUUCAGGAGAGAAAGCUGUAUUUGUUCGUGUUAAGGUCUUGGAUACUCCUGGACCAGUUGAUGAAUUGGAAGCAACUGAUGUUACAAAGACAACUUGCCAACUCUCCUGGUCACCUCCAGAAAAUGAUGGUGGUUGUCCAAUCCUUAACUACAUUGUUGAAAAGCGGGAAGUAGAUAGGAAGACAUGGACAAAUUGCACAAAUGAGUUGAAAAAAACAAGCUUUAAAAUCACAAACCUAACACCAGGAACUGAAUACUACUUCAGAGUCAUAGCAGUCAACAAGUAUGGUAUCGGAGUGCCAAAAGACUCGCCAAAAUCAUAUUUGGCUGUAGAUCCCAUGAGUGAACCUGAUCCACCCAAAAAGAUGGAUAUCUUAGAGAUUUCAAAGAACAGUGCAACUCUUGGGUGGCUAAAACCACUGAGAGAUGGAGGAUCUAAGAUUAAUGGCUAUAUAGUUGAUUACCAAGAGGCUGGUCAACCUGAGGACAAAUGGACAACAUACUCAGUUGUAAAAGACUUGAGCAUUGUUGUUGUUGGUCUAAAAGAAAACACAAAAUAUAGAUUCAGGGUUGCUGCAAGAAACUCUGUAGGAUGCAGUCUGCCAAGAGAAGCUGAAGGCAUUUUUGAAGUCAAAGAGACUCUGAUGGGACCAAAGAUUAUCAUGCCUGAUAUGGUCAUGGCAAAGGCAGGAACAAAGCUUAAGGUUGAAGCACUUGUAUCUGGAAAACCUAUUCCAGUCACAACGUGGAAAAGAGGAAGUGAUGACGUGGUUUCAUCUGAUCGUAUUUCUGUGCAAAAAACAUUGUCCUCAUCCACAUUAAUGAUUAAGGAUGUUUCAAGGAAGGACAGUGGCUAUUACAGUCUUACUGCUGAGAAUAGCAUUUCAAAGGUCAACCAAAUCCUCAGAAUUAUCAUCAUGGAUAUCCCUGGUCCCCCAGAGGGCCCCAUGGAAAUUCUUGAGGUGGAUAUUGAUGCCUGCACCCUUGCAUGGAACUCACCAACUGAAGAUGGUGGCAGCAACAUAACUAAUUAUGUUGUUGAAAAAUGUGACGUGAGCAGAGGUGACUGGGUUCCUGCUGUAGCCUCUUGCACAAAGACCAGUUGCAGAGUUUCAAAACUUACUCCUGGCAAGGAAUAUGGUUUCAGAGUGCGUGCUGAAAAUCGUUUUGGAAUUUCAGAGCCAAUCUACUCUGUAAAAAUUAUUGCCAGAUAUCCAUUUGAUCCACCCAGUGAACCAAGGAACUGCUGUGUCAAUAAAAUUCACAAAGACUUUGUUGUUUUGUCUUGGGAAAAACCAGUAAAUGAUGGUGGUAGUCCUAUUAUAGGAUACUCGAUAGAACGCAAAGAGAGAAACAGCCUUUUGUGGGUCAAGGCAAAUGAGACACUUGUUCGUCAAACUGAAUACUACUGCUCUGGCCUUAUUGAGGGUCUGGAAUACACAUUCAGAGUAUGUGCAGUGAAUAAAGCAGGCCAAGGCAAACCAAGCAAAGCUACUGAGAUAAUUACAGCAAGGAACCCAGUUGAUCCACCUGGUAAACCAGAGGUUCUUGACAUAACAAAACAUUCAGUUUCACUUGUUUGGAAUCGUCCAAAACAUGAUGGUGGUAGCAAACUCAUUGGCUAUUAUGUUGAGUAUUUGAAGCUUCCAGGUGACAAAUGGGUACGUGUAAAUUCAAGUAGCCAAAAUGUGCCAAAAGAGGACUACGUUGUCACUGGACUUGAAGAGGGAGCCCAAUACAAGUUCAGAAUUAUUGCAAAGACAGCAAUUAAUAUCAGCGAGCCUUCAGAAGAGUCUGAUGUAAUCACUGUCAUUGCAGAGCAUGUUCCACCCAGGGUUGAGAUCAGUCUUGAAAUGAAGAAUCUAAUCGUUGUCAAAGCAGGAGCAAAUGUUUGCCUCUACGCUGAAGUUUAUGGAAAACCAUUACCAAAAGUUACAUGGAAAAGAGAUGGUGUGCCAUUGUCAGUUGUUGAAGGCAUGAAGAUGUCUCAGAAGAGACACCUCUUCCUCUUGGAACUGUUCUCUGUAACGCGAAAGGAGACUGGAGAGUAUACUAUUGUUGCUGAGAACCCUAGUGGCACUAAGUCUGGCAACAUUAAACUUAAAGUUCUGGAUAAACCAGGACCCCCAGCAUCAGCAAAGGUCAGCCAUGUCUUUGCCGACCGGGUCAAACUGCGAUGGGAGCCACCUCUUUCAGAUGGCGGGGCUGAAAUAACCAACUACAUUAUUGAUAAACAUGAAACAAGCAGAGCUAACUGGGCUCAGGUUACUUCCAACAUUAAUGGCCAAAUAACAAAUUGCUCAGUGGAGAAACUCAUUGAGGGUCAUGAAUAUGAGUUUCGCAUCAGUGCUGAAAAUAAGUAUGGUGUUGGUGACCCAAUUUUCACCAACUCUGUGAUUGCUAAGAAUCCAUAUGAUGUUCCUGGACCUUGUGACCCACCUAUUAUUACCAAUAUUACCAAGGACCACAUGACUGUGAGCUGGAAGGCCCCUGCUGAUGAUGGCAAAUCCCCUAUCCUUGGAUACAUGGUGGAAAAACGUGAAAUUCAGGAACUCAGCUGGUCUAAAAUAAACAGAAAACCUGUCAUUGAUAGAACCAUUAAAGCAGGCGGUCUCACUGAAGGUUCUGAGUAUGAAUUCAGAGUUAUUGCUCUCAAUAAGGCUGGUCUUGGCAAACCAAGUGAUCCCACUCAAGCUGCUCUUGCAGUGGACCCACUAUAUCCUCCAGGGCCACCUGCAUUCCCCAAAAUUGUUGAUUCUACACAUAGUUCAAUCAGUCUAUCAUGGACCAAGCCUGCCUAUGAUGGUGGCUGUGAAAUUUUGGGCUACCUGGUUGAGGUCAAGAGGUCAGAUUCCGAGGACUGGUUAAAGUGCAAUAUGCCAAAAAAUCUUCAGGACACAAAGUUCCUUGUCACUGGGCUCCUUGAUAAAACAGAAUAUCAGUUCCGUGUGCUUGCUGUAAAUAAGAUUGGAUUUAGUGAGCCAAGUGAAGUUCCUGGGACGCAUAUGGCACAAGACAUAUUGAUUGUUCCUGAGGCAGACCUUGAUGCAGAUCUUAGGAAAGCACUUGUAUUACGUGCUGGAGUCACACUGAGAAUCUAUGUGCCAUUUAGAGGCCGUCCUGCACCAAAGGUGACAUGGAGCAAGGUUAAUGCCAACCUGAAAGAGAGGCAAGGUCUUAUGAUCAACACAACUGAAUGGGAUACAUUCGUAUACUGUGAAAAUAUCAACAGAUAUGAUGCUGGCAAAUAUGUGCUGACCCUUGAAAACAGCAGUGGAUCCAAGUCCUAUACCAUUGUUCUCAAAGUCUUAGAUACCCCUGGACCACCACUCAACCUGACUGUAAAAGAAACAUCAAGAAGUCAUGCCUCCAUCACUUGGGAUCCUCCGCUUAUUGAUGGGGGAAGUCCAGUGAAGAGUUAUGUUGUGGAAAAACGUUUGGCAGAACGGAAAGCAUGGACCUGUGUUGCUUCUGAGUGUCCCAAAACAUCCUUCAGAAUUACUAACCUUGAUGCCGGGAACGCCUACUGUUUCAGAGUCUCAGCUGAAAAUGUUUAUGGUAUUGGAGAAGGCUGUGAGACAGCUGGACCAGUUAAAGCCUCAGAGCAACCUGGACCAGUUACAGACUUCAAACCUGUACUGGUCACGAAGGAUUCUUGCACUCUUUAUUGGAAGAAGCCCAUCAGUGAUGGCGGAAGCCACAUUGUUGCAUAUGCAUUGGAAAUCAAUGAAGGCGAAGACAAAUGGAAACAGCUCAUGAAGGCCAAACAACUGCAAUACACAGUAAAGGACCUACAAGAAGGCAAAGAAUACUCUUUCAGAGUUAAGGCUUUUAAUGAGUCUGCUGAAGGACCCAUCACUGAACUCUCAGUGCUGGCUAAGGAUCAAAUUGUUCUCCCAGACUGUGACCUUAAGGGGUUGCCAGACUCUUGUUAUUUGGCAAAGGAGGGAAGCACGGUUCGCCUCACAAUCCCAAUUUCUGGCAUUCCCGCUCCAACAGUCACGUGGAAGAAAGGUGGUGUUAUCUUGGGAGAUAGUGGAAGAAUCUCUGUUGAAUCCACAGUAGCAAACACAACCUUGCUGAUACGUGACUGUCAAAGAGGUGAUGCAGAGAAGUACUGUCUCAUUUUGAAAAACAGUGCAGGAACCAAGGAAUCCACCAUAGACUUCAAGGUAGUUGGGAAACCUGGAAUUUGCACAGCACCCAUCAAAUUUGAUGAAAUUACAGCUGACGGAAUCACAUUGGAAUGGGGUCCACCCAAAGAUGAUGGUGGAUCAGAAGUUUCCAACUACAUCUUAGAAAAGAGGCAAUCCACAAAUAACAAGUGGGUCACUGUUGCUUCAGCCAUUCAGAAGAACACAUUGAGAGUCACCAGACUCCAUGAAGGAACAGAGUACCUAUUCAGAGUAUGUGCUGAAAACAAAUAUGGUGUUGGAGACUUCAUAAGAUCCGAUCCGGUGGUGGCUAAACAUCCAUUCAAUGCACCAGGUGCUCCAGAUGCACCACAGGUCUUGGCUAUUCACCAUGAGUAUGCUAUAGUGUCAUGGGCAGAUCCAAAGGAUACUGGCGGCUCUGCUAUUACAGGAUAUUAUGUGGAAUUCAAAGAUAGGAACAGUUUAUUAUGGAAGAGAGCCAGCAAGACACCUCUGAGGGUGAAGGAGUGUAGAGUGACUGGUUUAAUUGAGGGUCUCGAGUAUGAAUGCAGAGUUAUGGCUAUAAACAUGGCGGGAGUAGGAAAACCAAGCAAACCAACAGAAGCAUUUGUUGCCCUUGAUCCAAUUGAUCCUCCUGGCAAGCCUGAUGUAAUCAACAUUACAAGGAACAGUGUAACACUCAUUUGGACUGAGCCUAAAUAUGAUGGAGGUCACAGACUGACAGGCUAUAUUGUUGAAAAACUAGAGCAUCCAGGAAAGGUCUGGAUGAAGGCCAAUCAUGUCAAUAUCCAGACUUGUGCUUUUACAGUAACUGAUUUGCAAGAAGGCUGCAUGCAUAAUUUUAGAAUUAGGGCAAAAAAUGCAGCCGGUGCCAUCAGUGCUCCCUCAGAACAAACUGAAACCCUUGUCUGCAAAGAUGAAUACGAGCCACCAACUAUUACAAUUGACCCUGAAAUGAAGGACGGUGUCACUGUCAGGGCUGGAGAAACAAUUGUGAUUUCUGCUUCAAGUAUCCUUGGCAAACCUCCACCUACAUCUGUAUGGUCUAAGGGAGGAAGAGAAAUAAAACCAUCGGAUGUUGUCCAGAUUACAAGCACUGCCAUAUCUUCGACAUUGUCAAUUAAAUAUGCCUCAAGAAAGAACACUGGGGAGUAUACAAUUACUGCUAGCAACCCAUUUGGCAUUAAGGAAGAAAAAGUAAAAGUAAAAGUCUUGGAUGUACCAGGUCCACCUGGUCCUAUUGAGGUCAGCAGUGUCUCUGCUGAAAAAUGCACACUGACAUGGUUACCACCAGAAGAAGAUGGAGGCUCUGCUAUCAAAUCAUACAUCAUUGAAAAGAGAGAAACUAGUCGCCUACUUUGGACAAAGCUUGCUGAAAAUGUCAUGGAUUGCCGUCAUGUGGCCUGCAAGUUGAUUAAAGGCAAUGAAUAUAUCUUCCGUGUAUUAGCAGUCAAUCAGUAUGGUACAGGUGAUGCUAUUCAGUCUGGUCCAGUCAAAAUGGUUGACAGCUUUGGACCCCCUGGGCCACCCUCAAAACCAGAAAUCGAUAAUAUCACCAGAACUGCUGUAACUAUUUCCUGGAAGAGACCAGUGGUGGAUGGCGGAUGUGAUAUUACAGGGUAUAGUGUUGAGAGAAAGGAGAGAAGAGGUAUGAGAUGGGUUAGAGCUUCAAAGAAGACCAUCUCAGAUUUACGUUACAAAGUAACAGGCCUUGCAGAAGAGGUUGAGUAUGAGUUCCGUGUAACUGCUGAGAACAAAGCUGGUUUUGGAGAACCCAGUGAGCCAUCUCAAACAGUGCUGACAAAGGACAUUGCAUAUCCACCUGGACCUCCAUCCAAUCCAAGAAUAACUGAUACCACGAAAACAACAGCAACAUUUAACUGGGGAAGACCAUUUUAUGAUGGUGGCCUUGACGUGACAGGAUAUAUUGUUGAGCACAAAAAGGAAGGAGAAGAUGAUUGGAUUCAGGACACAACUUCUCCAUUGAGAAUCACUGAGUUUGUUGUUCCGAACCUACAAGCAGGGGGCAAAUAUCAUUUCAGAGUCAGCGCCGUUAAUUCAGAAGGAUGUGGGGAACCUGCUGAAGUUGAAAAAAUUGUGGAACUUGUUGAACGUGAAGAGAUUCCAGACUUUGAACUUGAUGCAGAACUGAGAAGAACACUUGUUGUUCGAGCAGGUGCCUCCAUCCGCAUUUUUGUACUAAUUAAGGGACGUCCAACUCCUGAAGUUACAUGGAUAAAAGAUAAUGUUUCUCUCAAAGGAAGAGCUCAUAUUGACAAUACUGAGUCUUACAGUCUAGUGGUUGUUCCUGAAUGUACUCGAUAUGAUGCUGGAAAAUACAUUUUGACUUUGGAAAAUGUUGCUGGAAAGAAGACAGGAUUUGUUAAUGUCAGAGUCGUGGACACACCUGGGCCUCCAGUCAAUUUGAAACCAAGGGAAAUCACCAAAAACAGCAUCACGCUUCACUGGGAAAUUCCAAUUAUUGAUGGUGGAUCAAAGAUUAUAAAUUACAUAAUUGAGAAACGUGAUGCAACUAGAAAAGCCUUCACUACAAUCACUACAAAUUGGCAGAAAUGUUCAUACAAGAUUAACGAUUUGGAAGAGGGUGCUGAAUAUUACUUCAGAGUCUCAGCUGAAAAUGAACAAGGUAUUGGCGAAGCAGCAGAGACACCCGAACCUAUUAGAGCUUCCCAGGCUCCAUCUUCACCAGAUAGUUUAGUAGUUACAAAUGUGACAAAGGAUACAGCAACUCUUGCAUGGACAAAACCGGCUUUUGAUGGUGGUAGCAGAAUCACUGGCUAUGUUAUUGAGGCUCAAAAGAAGGAUUCUGAUCACUGGGUACAUGUCACAACAAUAAAGGCUUUGGACUAUACUGUCACAGACUUAACAGAAAAUGCAGAAUAUAUAUUCCAUAUCUUUGCUGUGAAUAGCUCAGGUAGGAGUGAACCUCGUGAAAGCCGGCCAGUUGUAAUCAAUGAGCAGACUACAGCACCAGGUUUUGACCUCAGAUCUGUUUAUCAGAAGUUGGUAGUAGCCAAAGCAGGUGAUAAUGUGAAGGUUGAGAUCCCUGUUUUUGGUCGUCCAAGACCAUCUAUUGUCUGGAAGAAAGAAGAUCAGGAACUUAAACAAACACAAAGAAUAAACAUUGACAACACAACAACCUCAACAAUUCUUAACAUCCGAGAAAUCAAGAGAAAAGAUGGAGGACAGUAUUCAAUGACAGGGAAGAAUAUACUGGGAACAGUGACAGAAACCAUUACUGUACAAGUACAUGAUAUCCCAGGACCUCCAACAGGACCAAUUAAAGUGGAUGAAGUGUCCUGUGACUAUGUAGUUAUAUCCUGGGAUGCACCAGAGAAUGAUGGAGGAGUUCCUAUCAGCAACUACAUUGUUGAGAUGAGAGAGAAAACUGGCACAUCUUGGGUUGAGUUAGCAGCUACUGUCAUCCGCACAACAUUCAAAGCUGCACGUCUUACAACAGGAAUUGAAUAUCAGCUCCGUGUGAAAGCUCAGAACAGAUAUGGUGUUGGACCUUACAUAACAUCUGAACCCGUAGUUGCUGCUUAUCCAUUUGAUGUACCAGGCCAGCCAGGUAUUCCACAAGCUGUUGCCUUCACAAAAGAUUCUAUUACAAUUACCUGGAAUGAACCUUCCACAGAUGGGGGAAGCCCAAUUUUGGGAUAUCAUAUUGAGAGAAAAGAGAAAAACAGCAUCCUGUGGCAGCGUAUCAGCAAAGCCCUUAUAGUUGGGAACAUUUUUAAGUCAUCUGGUCUGAUAGAUGCUAUUGCAUAUGAAUUCCGAGUUAUUGCUGGAAAUAUGGCUGGUCUUAGCAAGCCAAGCAAGGCAUCUGAGAUGAUAUUUGCACUUGAUCCAGUGGAGCCUCCCAGUCAACCAUUGGCACUUAAUAUAACUAGGCAUGAUGUUACACUUCAAUGGAUGAAACCACAGAAUGAUGGUGGUUUCCCACUAACUGGGUACACUGUGGAAAAGAGAGAACUGCCAAAUGGCCGCUGGCUCAAAGCAAACUUUAGCAAUAUUCAUGAGACAAGCUUCACUGUAAGUGGACUGACAGAAAACUCUUCAUAUGAAUUCCGUGUCUUUGCAAGAAAUUCAGCUGGAUCUGUCAGCAAGCCCUCAAAACCCUCUGAAGUUAUAAUCUGCAGAGAUGAUAUUGAGGAUCCAAAGCUUGAUGUUGAUUCAAGCUUUAGCCAUACUGUUGUAGUUAAGGCAGGUGAAGUCUUCAAAUUAGAUGCAAAUGUUACUGGCAGACCAAUCCCAUCCUUGGUAUGGACAAAAGAUGGAAAAGAGCUUGAAGACACUGCAAAACUAGAGAUCAAAGCAGCAGAUUUCUAUACAUGCUUAACCAACAAAGAUUCAUCAAGAAGAGAUGGUGGUGCAUUUACUCUAACUGCAAGCAACCCUGGAGGAUUUGCCAAGUUUGUUUUCAAUGUUAAGGUGCUUGAUAGGCCUGGGCCUCCUGAAGGGCCCCUUCAUGUUACAGACAUGACCACAGAGAAAUGUAUAUUGUCUUGGCUACCACCACUUGAAGAUGGAGGAGCAAAGAUUGAAUAUUAUAUAAUUCAAAGACGUGAAACAAGUAGACUUGCAUGGACAAAUGUAGCCACAGAUUUACAAGUCAACCGUUAUAAAGUUACCAAAUUGUUAAAAGGAAAUGAAUAUGUUUUCAGAGUUAUGGCUGUUAAUAAAUAUGGAGAUGGUGAGCCACUGGAGUCAGAGCCUGCAGUUGCAGCCAACCCAUAUGUACCCCCAGAUCCACCACAAGCCCCAGAAGUAACAACAAUUACAAAGGACUCUAUGGUGGUUUGCUGGGGACAUCCUGAAAACAAUGGAGGAAGUUCCAUAAAUACUUACAUAAUUGAAAGACGGGAUAAAACUGGCCUCCGGUGGGUCAAAUGCAAUAAGAGGUCAGUAACUGAUUUGCGCUUUAAAGUGUCUGGACUUACACCAGGGCAUGAAUAUGAAUUCAGGAUCCUUGCUGAAAAUGCUGCUGGUUUAAGCGCUCCAAGCCCUUCAAGUCCAUUUUACAAGGCAUGUGACACAAUAUUCCAGCCUGGGCCCCCAGGGAAUCCAAGAAUUUUGGAUACAACCAAGUCAUCCAUUACUGUGGCUUGGAACAAACCGGUAUAUGAUGGUGGUUCAGACAUUACAGGAUAUAUUGUAGAAACUUGCCUACCAGAAGAAGAUGAAUGGACAGUUGUCACUCCAAAGAAGGGUCUUACUGGAACAUCAUUCACCAUAAUUAAUUUAAAAGAAAACCAAGAAUAUAAGAUCAACAUUUCUGCCCUGAACUGUGAAGGUGUUGGAGAACCUGCAUCAGUACCUGGUUCACCAAAAGCAGAGGACAGAUAUAUUCCACCUGAAAUUGAGCUUGAUUCAGAUCUUCGAAAAGUGGUUAACAUUAGAGCUUGUAGCACACUGAGGCUGUUUGUACCAAUUAAAGGGAGACCUGCACCAGAAGCUAAAUGGUCAAGGGAGAAUGGUGAACCUCUUGAUAAAGCGUCUAUUGAGAGCACAACAUCAUUCACAUCACUUGUUAUUGAGAAUGUUAACAGGUUUGACAGUGGAAAAUAUCUUCUAACAGUGGAAAACAGCUCUGGUAGUAAAACAGCAUUUGUGAAUGUCAGGGUGCUUGACACUCCAGGGGCACCACAAAAUCUAACAAUCAAAGAAAUCACAAAAGAUUCUGUUUCACUGAUCUGGGACCCUCCAAUUAUUGAUGGGGGAUCAAGAGUCAGACAUUACCUUGUAGAAAAACGUGAAUCCACAAGAAAAGCAUAUUCCAUUGUAAAUGCUUCUUGCCCCAAAACAAGCUGGAGAAUUGGUGAUCUAAAGGAGGGAAGCUUGUAUUUCUUCAGAAUCUUGGCUGAAAAUGAAUAUGGUGUUGGCCUCCCAGUGGAAACUGCUGAACCACUCAAGGUUUCUGAAAAGCCUUUACCACCUGGCAAGGUGACACUUAAAGAAGUAACUAGCAGCAGUGUAACCCUGUCCUGGGAGAAGCCAGAUCAUGAUGGAGGAAGCAGGAUCACAGGAUAUGUUGUGGAAAUGCAAGGAAAAGGCAGUGACAAAUGGACCCAGGUCAUGACUGUUAAGGUAACAGAGGCAGUUGUUACUGGUCUGAUUCAAGGUGAAGAGUACUCAUUCCGUAUAUCAGCAACAAACGAAAAAGGGACAAGUGAUCCUCGUCUACUCAGUGUGCCUGUUGUGGCAAAGGAUCUUGUCAUCACACCUGCAUUCAAACUUUUGUUUAAUACAUUCAGUGUGCUGGCAGGUGAUGACCUCAAGAUAGAUUUACCUUAUGCUGCUCAGCCAAAAGCAGUAGUAACCUGGCUUAAAGAUGGCACUAUUCUCAAAGAGACAACACGGGUAAAUUCUGAAGUUACUGAUAAUCAUCUGUACCUUGCAAUCAAGGAAGCAACACGUGAUGAUGUGGGUACAUAUACCAUCAAGAUUACAAACUCAGCUGGAGAGGCUACAGCUGAUAUCUCUGUUGUUGUACUUGAUAAGCCUGGUCCUCCAGCUGGACCUAUCAAAAUAGAUGAGGUAACUGCAGACAGUGUGACGCUGUCCUGGCAACCACCAGAGUAUGAAGGUGGUUGUUCAAUUAACAAUUAUAUUGUGGAAAAGAGAGACACAUCCACCACAAACUGGCAGAUUGUGUCAGCUACAAUUGCUAGAACAACCACCAAAGCUGCAAGGCUCAAAACUGGCUGUGAGUAUCAAUUCAGAAUUGCAGCUGAAAACAGAUAUGGUAAGAGCUCAUUUCUACUGUCUGAGCAUGUAAUUGCACAGUAUCCAUUUGAGGUGCCAAGUGCACCCGGGAAUCCUGUCGUUCAGUCUGCUACCAAAGAAACUAUGCUCAUUGAUUGGAACAAGCCUAGCAGCGAUGGUGGAAGCAAGAUUAUCGGUUAUCAUCUUGAGAGUAAGGAAAGAAAUAGCCUCUUGUGGGUGAAACAAAAUAAAACCAUCAUUCCAGACACAAGAUUCAAGGUUAGUGGUCUCGUAGAAGGCAUUGAAUAUGAGUUCAGAGUUUAUGCUGAGAAUAUUGUUGGGCUAAGCAAAGCCAGCAAACUGUCAGAAAUACAGUUAGCAAGAGAUCCCUGCGACCCACCAGGCAAACCAGAAGCAGUAAUUGUUACUAGAAGCUCUGUAACAUUACGAUGGACAGCACCAGAGUUUGAUGGUGGUAGCCGAAUAACUGGCUAUGCAGUUGAGAGGAAAGAAUUGCCCAAUGGUCGAUGGAUGAAGGCUAGUUUCACUAAUAUCAUAGAAACUGAAUUUGUUGUCAGUGGCUUGGUGGAAGAACAACAAUAUGAAUUCAGAGUCAUUGCAAAAAAUGCAGCUGGUGUGAUUAGUAAACCAUCUGUCAGUACUGGUGCAAUAACUGCAAAGGAUGCAAUAGAGCCACCCAUGAUCGACUUGGAUACUAAAUAUUCUCAAACCAUUAUUGUUAACGCCGGAGAAUCAUUUAAGAUUGAUGCUGGAAUACUCGGGAAGCCUAUACCAUCAGUCCACUGGAUAAAAAACUGUGAGGAACUUGUUAAUACAGCUAGACUUGAGAUUAAAAAUACAGACUUCACAGCUUCUUUAAGUGUAAAAGAAGCUAUUCGUGUUGAUGGAGGUCAGUACACACUGUUACUGAAAAAUGUUGGUGGUGAGAAAUCCAUAAACAUUAAUGUCAAAGUUCUAGACAGGCCUGGGCCACCAGAAGGGCCUAUUUCUAUAUAUGGGGUUACAAGUGAGAAAUGUAGCAUAGCAUGGAAAACACCUUUACAUGAUGGAGGGGCUGAAGUAUCUUAUUAUAUUGUUGAAAGAAGGGAGACUAGCCGAUUAGUUUGGACUGUUGUGGAAUCUAAGGUGCAAACUCUGAGUCUGAAGGUUACCAAGCUUCUUCCUGGAAAUGAGUACAUUUUCAGAGUGAUCCCUGUCAACAAAUAUGGAAUUGGUGAGCCUCUGGAAUCUGAUCCAGUCAUUGCCAGAAAUCCAUUUGUCACACCUGAUCAACCAACUGGGGUGGAGAUAUCCAAUAUAACAAAGGACUCCAUGGUCGUUACUUGGGAAAGACCAAUUAAUGAUGGAGGUAAUGCAAUAACAGGAUAUGUAAUUGAAAAGAGGGACAAAGAAGGUGUCAGAUGGACCAGAUGCAAUAAGCGUUCAGUUAGUGAACUUCGCUUUAGAGUGACAGGACUUCUUGAAAACCACAGUUAUGAAUUCCGUGUCUCUGCUGAGAAUGCAGCUGGAAUUGGCAAACCAAGUGACACUACUGAAUACUUCAAGGCUUUUGAUCCAAUUUUCAGGCCAGGUCCACCAAACAACCCUAGAGUUAUUGAUAUAUCAAGGUCAUCUGUUGUACUGCAUUGGAGCAAACCUAUUUAUGAUGGUGGAUGUGAGAUUCAAGGUUAUAUUGUUGAAGCCUGCGAAGGCAUAUCUGAUGAGUGGACAAUGUGCACGCCUCCCACAGGAAUUAAAGAAACAAGAUUUGAAGUUCAAAAACUGCUGGAAAAACAUGAAUACAAAUUCAGAAUUUGUGCAAUAAAUAAGGUUGGAGUUGGAGAACAUGCAGAUAUAAAAGAAUCCAUUAUUGUGGAGGACAAACUAGAGGCACCAGAUAUUGAUCUUGAUGCUGAUCUAAGAAAGAUGAUCACUGUAAGAGCUGGAGGAGCCCUUAGAUUAUUUGUUCCAAUCAGAGGCCGACCAGCUCCUGAGGUCAAAUGGGGAAAAGCUGAAGGUGAAAUUAAUGAGACAGCACAGAUUGACAUCACAAGCAGUUAUACUUCACUUGUAAUUGAAAAUAUUAACAGAUUUGACAGUGGAAAAUAUACUUUGUCUUUGGAAAAUGCAAGUGGUACAAAAUCUGCAUUUAUUAGCGUUCGAGUACUUGACACUCCUGAUGCACCUGCCAAUUUCCACGUGAAAGAAAUAACAAAGAAUUCAGUUACCCUAACGUGGGAACCACCUUUGCUGGAUGGUGGAGCUAAAAUAAAAAAUUAUAUUGUUGAAAAACGAGAGAGUACAAGGAAGGUAUACUCUUCUGUUGCUUCCUGCAACAAAAUGACAUAUAAAAUUGAGCAGCUCCAAGAGGGCAGCAACUACUUUUUCAGAGUUCUUGCUGAAAAUGAAUAUGGAAUUGGAUUACCUGCUGAAACACAAGAACCACUGAAAAUCUCAGAAGUCCCACAACCUCCUGGAAAAAUCUCUGUAGUAGAUGUUACACGCAAGAGCAUCUCUCUGUCUUGGGAAAAACCAGAACAUGAUGGGGGUAGCAGAAUCACUCACUAUGAGGUUGAGUUGCAAGCGAAAGACAGUGAAAAGUGGUCUAUGUGUGCACAAGUUAAAUCACUUGACACCAUUAUUACCAAUUUAAUCCAAGGUGCAGAGUAUAAUUUUAGGGUAAUUGCAGUUAAUGUCAAAGGAAAGAGUGAUCCCAGACAUCUAGCACACGCUGUUCUUGUACAAGACCUCGUAAUUGAGCCGUCUGUGAGGACAAAACUUAGCACAUACAAUGUACAAGUUGGCCAUGAUUUGAAAAUUGAAGCACGUAUCACUGGCCAUCCAAAGCCAACCAUUACAUGGACUAAAGAUGGUGCAGAGCUGAAACAGACAACAAGAGUUAAUGUUGCAGACACUGUCAACCAUACAACAUUAUCGAUUAAAGAUGCAACCAGAGACGAUGCUGGUAUGUACAGGAUUACAGUAGCCAAUGUACUUGGACAAAAGGAGGCCACUGUUGAAAUCAUUAUACUUGACAAACCUGGUCCACCAAAUGGACCAGUAAGGAUAGAUGAAAUAAGUGCAGAAAGUAUAACACUGUCAUGGGAUCCUCCAACCUAUACAGGAGGAUGCCAAAUUUCAAAUUACAUUGUGCAAAAGAGAGAUACUACUACAACUAACUGGGCAGUUGUUUCGGCAACGGUAGCAAGAACUACACUAAAAGUUGGAAAUUUGAAGACUGGAGCUGAGUACCAAUUCAGAAUCUUUGCAGAAAAUCGAUAUGGGAAAAGCUAUGCUAUUGACUCAGAGCCAGUUCUUGCUCAAUAUCCUUUCAAAGAGCCAGGGCCCCCUGGAACACCAUAUGUGUCUGCCUUUACAAAAGAAUCUAUGGUAGUUGAAUGGCACAAACCAGUUUCUGAUGGUGGCAGUGCUAUUCUUGGAUAUCAUCUUGAAAGAAAAGAAAAGAACAGUAUUCUGUGGACAAAAAUAAAUAAAAUGCUUAUUCAAGACACCGUAUUUAAAACAUCUGCUUUGGAGGAAGGCAUAGAAUAUGAGUUCAGAGUUUUUGCUGAAAAUAUUGUUGGAAUUGGGAAAUGCAGCAAAGUUUCCGAAGGCUGUGUAGCCCGUGAUCCAUGUGAUCCUCCUGGCACACCUGUUCCAGUAAUUGUCACAAGGCAUUCAGUAAUGCUAAGAUGGACACCACCAGAAUAUGAUGGUGGCAGUCUGGUCACUGGAUACAUUGUGGAAAAACGAGACCUCCCUGAGGGCCGAUGGAUGAAAGCAAGCUUUACGAACAUCCUUGAAACUGAAUUUAUAGUCACAGGUCUGACAGAAGACUCCAAAUAUGACUUCAGGGUCAUUGCUAGAAAUGCUGCUGGAUCAGUUAGCAAGCCUUCUGCUUGCACAGGGCCAAUCACAGCUAAAGAUGAGGUUGAGCCACCAACUUAUGAAAUUGACUCAAAAUACACCCAAAUAAUGAUUGUAAAUGCUGGAGAUACAUUUGUAUUAGAAGCGUCUGUAUUGGGGAAGCCAGUUCCAACAAUGCAGUGGUUCAAAGGUGAAGUGGAAGUUGAAAAUUCUGCAAGAGCUGAGACUAAGAACACAGACUUCAAAGCAGUCCUUGUUGUCAAAGAUGCUAUUAGAGUUGAUGGAGGACAGUAUACUUUGCAUCUUACCAAUGUUGGGGGAACUAAAUCUGUGUCCUUUAAUGUAAAAGUGCUUGAUAGACCUGGGUCACCAGCAGGACCUUUGACAGUUUCAAACGUAACAAGUGAGAAGUGCUCCUUGUCAUGGCUUCCUCCUGUACAUGAUGGUGGUAGCAGUAUUUCUCAUUACAUAAUUGAAAAAAGGGAAACCAGUCGGCUUGCUUGGACUGUAGUGUCUAGUGACUGUGGAGCAACUAUGUUCAAGGUGACUAAGCUGCUAAAAGGAAACGAAUACAUCUUCCGUGUCAUGGCUGUUAACAAAUAUGGUGUUGGUGAACCUUUAGAGUCUGUACCAGUAAUAAUGAGAAAUCCAUUUGUUCCUCCUGGACCACCUAGAGAACUAGAAAUAACAAAUAUUUCAAGAGAUUCUAUGACUGUGUGCUGGACUCGUCCAGAGACUGAUGGUGGAAGUGAAAUUGUUGGGUACAUUGUAGAAAAGAGAGACAGAGCUGGAGUCAGAUGGACAAAAUGUAACAAACGUAGAAUUACAGACCUUCGCUUCCGAGUUACAGGUCUCACAGAGGACCAUGAAUAUGAAUUCAGGUUAUCUGCAGAAAACGCCGCAGGAGUUGGUCAACCGAGUCCAAUAACUCAGUAUUACAAAGCAUGUGACCCAACAUUUAAACCUGCUCCACCAACUAAUGCACACCUAACUGACUCCACAAAGAAUUCAGUCACUAUUGAAUGGAGUAGACCAAUCUAUGAUGGUGGCUUAGACAUCCAGGGCUAUGUUGUAGAGAUCUGCAAAGCUGAUGAAGAGGAAUGGCUAACAUGUACUUCACCUACUGGUUGGAAUGAUACUAAAUUUACAAUUACCAAACUCAUAGAACAUCAAGAAUACAAGGUUCGAAUAUGUGCUCUUAACAAUCUAGGUGUUGGUGAGCCAGUCACCAUCCCUGGUACAGUAAAGCCUGUUGAUAAAAUGGAACCUCCUGAAAUUGAACUUGAUUCCGAGUUAAGAAAGGGCAUUGUCGUCCGUGCUGGAGGAAGCAUGAGAAUUAACAUUCCCUUCAAAGGUCGUCCCACUCCAGAGAUAAACUGGAUUAAGGAUGAUGGAGAUAUACCAAGUAAAGCUCAAAUUGAAAAGGGCAUAGAUUAUACCCAGCUCUCCAUUGACAUAUGCGAUAGAAACGAUGCAGGAAAAUAUACUCUUACUCUAGAAAACAGCAGUGGAACCAAGUCAGCAUUUGUUUCAGUGAAAGUACUGGAUACACCAGGUGCUCCACUGAAUCUAACUGUUAAAGAUAUCACAAGAAAUUAUGUAACUCUUGUUUGGGAGCCUCCACUUAUUGAUGGUGGGGCAAAGAUAAAGAAUUAUAUUGUGGACAAACGUGAAUCCACUAGACCUGCCUUCUCUAAUAUUACUACAAAAUGCACCAAGACAAGCUUCCGUGUUGGGGAUCUUAAUGAAGGUGGCAUUUAUUACUUCAGAAUCAUGGCUGAGAAUGAGUUCGGAGUUGGUCUGCCUGUAGAAACAGAAGAAUCCGUGAAGACAGCAGAUCCUCCACUACCUGUGGGAAAGGUCACAUUGACUGAUGUGACUAAAACUUCUGUAUCGCUGUCAUGGGAGAAACCAGACCAUGAUGGUGGUAGUAGGAUUCUAGGAUAUGAUAUUGAAAUGCAGCCAAAAGGAUCAGAAGACUGGGUAGUAGCAACUACUACUAAAAUCUGUGAGGGAACAGUCACAGGACUUAGUGCUGGUCAAGAGUACCUCUUUAGAGUGUUGGCCUACAAUGAUAAAGGAAAGAGUGACCCAAGGCCACUAGCAGCUCCAGUUAUAGCUAAUGAUAUAACAAUUAAACCAAACCUCAAACUGGCUUUCAACACAUACAGUGUGCAAUGUGGUGGAGAACUGAAAGUAGAAAUUCCAGUAACAGGUCGUCCAACACCAAAGGUCACGUGGACUAAAGAUGGCAACUCAUUAAAAGAGACAACUAGACUAAAUGUAUCAAGCACAGCAACAGCAACAGUUCUUAGCAUCAAAAAUGCCAUUAGAGAGGAUUCUGGCAAAUAUAUAAUAACAGCUAUAAGCAAUGUAGGCUCAGUCUCAGAGGAAAUUGGUGUAAUUAUCUUAGACAAGCCUGGUCCACCUGUUGGCCCUGUUAAAAUUGAUGAAGUAAGUGCCAACUAUGUAAUAAUUUCAUGGGAACCACCAGUGUAUAUUGGUGGUUGUCAGAUAAACAAUUACAUUGUGGAAAAAAGAGACACAACUACUACAGCCUGGCAGAUUGUAUCAGCAACCAUUGCACGCACAACAAUCAAAAUCUCUAAUCUGAAAACUGGUUCAGAAUAUCAGUUUAGAGUGUUUGCUGAGAACAGAUAUGGAAAGAGUUCAUCUUUAGACUCAGUACCGGUUAUCGUUAGCUAUCCUUUCAGUGAACCUGCAGCACCUGGUACACCAUUUGUGUCCUCUGUGACAAAGGAUCACAUGACAGUUGAAUGGAAGCCACCUAAUAAUAAUGGAGGCAGUCCUAUUCUUGGAUAUCAUAUUGAGCGGAAAGAGAAGAACAGCAUUCUCUGGACAAAACUUAACAAGCUUCUUGUCACUGAUACUCGAUUCAAAACAAAUGGUCUUGAGGAGGGCAUUGAGUAUGAAUAUAAAGUAUUUGCUGAAAAUAUUGCAGGAAUAAGUCCAUCUAGCAAAGUUUCUGAAAGCAUUGUGGCACGUGAUCCAUGUGAUCCACCUGGAAAUCCGGAGGCUAUUGUUAUCACUAGAAACCUUGUCACACUUCAAUGGACAAAGCCUCAAUAUGAUGGAGGCAGUGUAAUCACAGGUUAUAUUGUUGAGAGGAAAAAGCUACCUGAUGGUCGUUGGAUGAAGGCUAGCUUUACAAAUAUAAUUGACACUCAAUAUACAAUUGCAGAAUUGACAGAAGGAGACCGUUAUGAAUUCAGAGUAAUAGCAAGAAAUGCUGCAGGCAUUUUAAGUGAACCUUCUGAAAGCACUGGACCAAUUACUGCACAGGAUGAAAUUGAAGCCCCUUCAGUUUCGAUGGACUCAAAAUUCAAGGAUAUCAUUAUUGUGAAUGCUGGUGAGACAUUUACUAUUGAUGCUGAUAUUGCAGGCAAACCCCUCCCAGAUAUAAAGUGGCUAAAGGAUGGAAAAGAAAUUGAUAGUGCUACUCCAAGAAUGGAAAUUAAAUCCACUAUUACACAUACUGUUUUAAUCGUUAAAGAUUGCAUAAGAGUAGAUGGUGGACAUUUUGUCCUAAGCCUCAGCAAUGUGGGUGGAACAAAACUGGUCCCUGUAAAUGUCAAGGUUUUAGAUAGACCUGGUCCACCAGAUGGACCUCUGAAGGUAACAGGCGUCAAAGCAGAGAAAUGUUAUCUACACUGGAGCCAUCCAACACAUGAUGGUGGAGCAGGUGUUUCACAUUACAUUAUUGAAAAGAGGGAAACAAGCAGACUGUCUUGGACUACAGUAGAACCCAAAAUUCAAGCUAUCAGUUAUAAAGUCACCAAACUCUUGCCAGGUAAUGAGUACAUCUUUAGAGUCAUGGCAGUAAACAAGUAUGGAAUCGGAGAACCACUUGAAUCUGAACCAGUUAUUGCACAAAAUCCCUUUAAGACUCCUGGCCCACCGUCAACUCCAGAAGCAACUGCAAUCACUAGAGAUUCAAUGGUGCUCACAUGGGACCGUCCAGAAGAUGAUGGCGGUUCAAUAAUUGAGGGUUAUAUACUGGAGAAGCGUGAUAAAGAAGGUGUCCGAUGGACAAAGUGCAACAGAAAAAGACUAUCUGAUCUGCGUUUCAGAGUCACAGGAUUAACAGAAGGACACUCUUAUGAAUUCAGAGUGUCUGCCGAAAAUGCUGCAGGUGUUGGCACACCAAGUGGAGAAUCUGAAUAUUACAAAGCAUGUGAUGCAACCUAUCCUCCUGGCCCUCCAAACAAUCCCAAAGUGACAGACCAUUCAAGUACAACUGUUUCCCUUACAUGGAGUAGGCCUAUAUAUGAUGGUGGUGCACCGGUAUCUGGAUAUAUUGUUGAGAUGAAAGAAGCCUUGGAUGAUGAAUGGACAUUAUGUACACCAACCACUGGUGUACAAACAACUCACUUUACCGUGAAAAACCUGAAGGAAAAUGCAGAAUACAACUUCCGUAUUUGUGCCAUUAAUAUUGAAGGUGCUGGAGAUCAUGUUGAUGUUCCAGGCUCUGUAAUUGCUGCAGAGACACUUGAAGCCCCAGAAGUAGAGUUAGAAGCUGAUCUGAGGAAAAUGGUGACUGUUCGUGCAAGUGCAACACUACGUUUGUUUGUUACCAUCAGGGGAAGGCCUGAUCCAGAAGUAAAAUGGACAAAGGCUGAGGGUCCCUUAACAGAACGUGCCCAAGUUGAAGUCACAAGCUCUUACACCAUGCUUGUUAUUGACAAUGUUGACAGAUUUGACAGUGGUAAAUAUAUUUUAACUCUUGAAAACAACAAUGGCAACAAAUCUGCAUUCAUUAAUGUCAGAGUCCUGGACUCCCCAAGCAGUCCUAUGAACUUUGUUGUUAAAGAUAUCAAAAGAGACUCAGUCCAGCUGCAGUGGGACCCUCCACAUAUUGAUGGCGGUGCCAAGAUUACCCAUUACAUUGUGGAGAAACGUGAAUCUAAAAGAAUGGCAUUUACAACUGUGACUAAUAACUGUGUCAGGAAUUCUUUCAGGGUUGAUGGUCUCCAAGAGGGAGGUGUUUAUCACUUCCGUGUACUUGCAGUGAACGAACUUGGUGUUGGCCUGCCAGCAACCAUCACAGAACCAGUCAAAGUGUCCCAAGCACCUCUGCCACCGGGUAAAGUUACACUUGUUGAUGUAACUCGGCACAGUGUGAGUCUUUCUUGGGAAAAGCCAGACCAUGAUGGUGGUAGCAAGAUAACAGGUUACACUGUUGAGAUGUUGACUAAAGGAUCAGAUAAAUGGACUGUAUGCACAACAGUAAGAAUGCCUGAAGCUACAAUUGAAGGUCUUACAACAGGGGAGGAAUAUUCAUUCAGAAUUUCUGCCAUAAAUGACAAAGGAAAGAGUGAUCCUAAACCACUGGGAGCACCUGUGGUUGCCAAAGAUAUAACUAUUGAACCUGUUAUUGACUUGCUAUUUAAUACAUACAGUGUUAAAUCUGGAGAAGAUCUCAAAAUUGAUGUUCCGUUUAGAGGUAGACCUCACCCAGAAGUGGCAUGGAAGAAGGAUGGCCAUACCCUGAAGCAAACAACCAGAGUAAAUGUUCUUUCAUCCAAAAUUUCUUCAAAGAUUACCAUCAAAGAUGCAACAAGGGAAGAUGCUGGAAAAUACGAAAUCACACUAACUAAUUCGGUUGGUGUGAAAUCAGCUGAAAUAACAGUUAUCAUUCUAGACAAACCAGGUCCACUAACUGCGAUUAGAGUAGAUGAAGUAAGUGCGGAUUACAUUUCAUUAUCGUGGGAUCCUCCAGUUUAUGAUGGUGGAUGUCAAAUCAACAAUUAUGUUGUUGAGAAGAGAGAUACAACCACUACAACAUGGCAAAUUGUUUCAGCUACAGUGGCAAGGACAUCGAUAAAAAUACCCCAUUUGUCACAGGGAACUGAAUAUCAAUUCCGUAUUGCUGCUGAAAAUCGUUACGGCAAAAGUCAUGCUAUUGACUCUGCGCCAAUUGUUGCACAAUAUCCCUUCACACCACCUGGCCCUCCAAGCGACCUUCAAAUCGUUCAUACAACAAAGUCAAGCAUGUUGGUUACAUGGAAAAAACCAGCCAGUGAUGGUGGAAGUCCAGUCAUUGGGUAUCAUUUGGAAUGCAAGGGACAAAGCAGUAUCCUCUGGACUAAGGUCACCAGGGGUCUUGUUUCUGACUUACAGUUUAAAGUAACUGGUCUUGAAGAGGGACUUCUCUAUCAGUACAGAGUAUAUGCAGAAAAUAUUGCAGGAACUGGACCUUGCACAAAAGCCUGUGAACCUGUUGCUGCAAGAGAUCCUUGUGAUCCCCCAGGUCAGCCAGUUGUUACUAACAUAACAAGAACGUCUGUGUCUCUGUCCUGGGCAAAACCUGAAAAUGAUGGUGGUGCCAAAGUAACUGGUUACAUUGUAGAGCGAAGAGAACUACCAGAUGGCCGUUGGUUGAAAUCCAACUUCACCAAUCUUCAAGAAACAUUCUUUGAUGUUACUGGCCUGAUUGAAGAUCAGAGAUAUGAUUUCCAUGUAAUUGCUAAGAAUGCAGCCGGUAUACUUAGUCAGCCAUCAGAGUGUACAGGACCUGUUACAGUGAAAGAUGAUGUCGAUCCUCCACGUAUUACAAUUGAGGACAAACUCAGACAACUAGUUGUAGUCAAAGCUGGAGAUAUAAUAAGAAUUGAUGCUGAAAUUUCCGGCAGACCAGCUCCUGUGAUUUCAUGGGCGAAGGAUGGAAAAGAAAUAGAUUCUAAAGCAAGAGUUGAAAUUUCUUCAACAUUCACAACCACAACACUUAUUGUUAGAGAGACCAUCAGAAGAGACUCUGGACAGUAUGUUCUCACAUUAAAGAAUGUUGCUGGUACCAGAUCUUUAGCAGUGAACUGUAAAGUCCUUGAUAGACCUGGUCCAUCAUCUGGCCCAUUGGAAGUAACAGGUAUGACAGCAGAAAAAUGCACAUUAUCUUGGGGACCACCCCAAGAAAAUGGUGGUGCUGAAGUUCAACACUAUAUUGUUGAGAAGCGUGAAACAAGUCGUAUUGCCUGGACAUUAGUCUAUGCAGACAUGAAGGCCACAACAUGCAAAGUUACAAAACUGCUUAAAGGCAAUGAAUAUGUUUUCAGAGUCCAGGGAGUAAAUAAAUAUGGAACAGGAGAAUCUCUGGAGAGUGAGCCCAUAAAAGCCCUAGAUCCAUUUACAGUACCUGCUGCACCAACAAAUGUUGAAGUCACAAGUGUUUCAAGCGAAGCUAUGACAAUCUGCUGGGAAAGGCCUGUUUCUGAUGGUGGCAAUAGUAUUUGUGGCUAUGUAAUAGAAAAACGUGAAAAGUCAGGUCUUCGCUGGGUUCGAGUCAACAAAAAGCCUGUUUAUGACUUGAGGGUUAAAGCCUCCAAUCUCCGUGAAGGAUGUGAAUAUGAAUACCGUGUGUAUGCAGAAAAUUCUGCAGGUUUGAGUGCACCAAGUCUUCCUUGCCCAUUGACAAAAGCAGAGGAUCCAUUAUUCUUGCCAUCUCCACCACUGAAACCAAAGGUAAUUGAUUCUACAAAGUCCACAGUAACACUCUCCUGGAACAAGCCAUUGUUUGAUGGUGGAUCUCCAGUUACAGGAUACUCAGUUGAAUAUAGGAAAACCAAUGAAGAGGACUGGAUUGUUGGGGUGCAGCACACUAAUAACACUGAGUUUACAGUUGUAGGGCUGACAUCAGGAGCAGAAUAUGUCUUUGUGGUUAGGUCAGUUAAUAAAAUUGGUUCAAGUGAGCCAAGCCCUGAGACUGACCCACAGGUAGCAAAGGACAGAGAAGAUGAGCCUGUUUUCCUCAUUAGUAAUGAAAUGCGAAAAUCAUUGAUUGUCAAAGAUGGCAGCUCAUUUACCCUAAGAGUCCCUUUCAAGGGGAAGCCUGUGCCAAAUGUAAUGUGGAACAAGCCUGAUGUUGAUCUUAGAGUUCGGGCAACAAUUGAUACCACAGAUAAUUGUACAUCUGUAACAAUUGAGCAAGCUACAAGAAAUGACUCAGGCAAGUACACUGUGACUCUACAAAAUGUUGCUGGAACGGCCACACUAACCUUGAAUGUGAAAGUGCUCGAUUCACCUGGGCCACCUGGCAGUAUCUCAGUUAAGGAAGUGACCAAAAACUCUGCAACAGUGACAUGGGACAUGCCAGAAAAUGAAGGUGGUGCUCCUGUUAAGAACUAUCUUGUUGAUCUGCGUGAGGCAAGCAAAAAAGGAUGGACAAGAGUAACACAAUGGUGUCCCAGACUUACCUUUAAAGUAACUGACCUUCAGGAGGGUGGCGUUUAUUUUUUCAGAGUCACAGGUGAAAAUGAAUAUGGAAUUGGAGUACCAGUUGAAAGUACGGAAGGAACUAAGAUUACAGAAAAACCAAGUCCACCAGAAAAGCUUGGAGUAAUUGAUGUUUCAAAAGAUACUGUCUCAUUAGCUUGGAUUAAACCUGAGCAUGAUGGAGGUAGUAGAAUUACCAAUUACCGGGUGGAUGCUCUGGAGAAAGGACAACAGAAGUGGAUAAAAUGUGGUGAUACUAAAUCAACUCAAUUUGUUGUCUAUGGGUUAAGAGAAAAUGCUGAAUACUACUUUAGAGUCCGUGCUGAAAAUCAUGCCGGACUUAGUGACCCUAAAGACAUGGUUCUGCCUGUUCUUGUUAAAGAUCAACUAGAGGCUCCUGAAAUUAACAUGAAGAACUUUCAACACAAUACUGUCCAUGUAAAGGCAGGUUCAAAUCUUAAAGUAGAAAUCCCACUUACCGGUAAACCUUUACCAAAUGUGUCACUCUCAAAGGAUAAUCAUAGUCUGAAAUCAACCAUGAGGUUCAAUUCUGAAGUAACACCUGACUGCCUCAUCAUCACCCUCCGUGAUAGUGUUGCAAAUGAUGCAGGCAGAUAUGACAUUACAGCCUCAAACUCAAGUGGAACCACCAAGUCCUUUGUUAAUAUUGUUGUUCUGGACAGACCAAGUCCACCUGUUGGUCCAGUUGAGUUGUGUGAUAUCACAGAUGACAGUGUAAGUCUGAAAUGGCUCCCUCCUACUUAUGAUGGUGGCAGUCCAAUCACCAACUAUAUUGUGCUAAAACGUGAAACAACAACAGCAAACUGGGUUGAAGUUUCAUCGGCAGUUGCAAGAUGCACAAUUAAGAUUUUGAAACUAACUACUGGAAUUGAGUAUCAGUUCAGAAUUAAGGCUGAAAAUCGCUUUGGCAUCAGUGAUCACAUCGAUUCUCCAACUGUAACAGUCAGUCUUCCAUACACAAUUCCUGAUGCACCUUCAACACCAUGGGUAUCUUUUGUCACUAAAGAAAGUAUUACCGUCAAUUGGAAAGAACCUUCUUCUGAUGGAGGAAGUCAUAUAUUUGGAUAUCACCUUCAAAUGAAAGACAAAAAUAGUAUUUUGUGGACGAAAGUCAACAAAUCUGUUAUCCGUGCUACACAUUUCAAAGUGACAAACAUCAGUCCAGGUCUAAUCUAUGAGUUCAAGGUUGCAGCAGAAAAUGCUGCUGGCAUUGGUGCUGUCAGCAAAAUUUCAGAUGCUGUACUAGCAAUUGAUGCUUGUGAACCACCAACUGAUGUCCGUGUCACAGAUAUCACAAAGAGUUCAAUAAGCCUUGCAUGGAGUAAACCGUCUUAUGAUGGUGGAAGCAAAGUGACAGGGUACAUAAUUGAGAAGAAAGAUGGUCCAAAUGGCAAAUGGUUCAAAACUAAUUUAUCAAAGAUUUCUGACACCAGGUUCACUGUAUCAGGACUCAUUCAAGAUGAAUCUUAUGAAUUUCGGGUCUUGGCUAAGAAUGCAGUUGGCUCUGUCAGUAACCCAUCUGUUACUGUUGGGCCAGUUACAUGUGUGGAUACCUUUGGUGCUCCUGAAAUUGAACUUUCUCAGGAAUACCUGGAUGUUGUAAAAUACAAAGCAGGAGAUACCAUCCAGCUUAGAGUUGGUAUUAUUGCUAAACCUCAGCCAACAAUUGAAUGGUACAAAGAUGGAAAAGAGCUGGAAUCAGGAGCUGAGUUCAUGAUUUCAAACACAGCUGAUUCUUCAUGCAUUUCAGUAAAGAAUGCUACACGUAUAAACAGUGGAACAUAUGAACUCAAGAUCAAGAACUCUUUGGGCUCAGCAUACGCUGCUAUCAGAGUACUUAUUCAAGACAAACCUGGACCCCCUUCGGGAGAGAUUCAGUUUAAGAAGAUCACAGCAGAUAGUAUAACUAUCAUGUGGGAUCCUCCAGCUGAUGAGGGCGGUGCAAUGGUUACCCAUUACAUUGUGGAGAAACGUGAGAGCAGCAGAAUCAUGUGGUCUAUAAUAUCUGAGAAACUGGAAGACUGCAUAAUCUCUGUUUCAAGGCUGAUCAAAGGAAAUGAGUACAUCUUCCGUGUUCGUGGGGUGAACAAAUACGGAGUUGGAGAUCCUUUAGAAUCUGAGCCUGUCAUUGCACAGAAUUCAUUUGUACCUCCGAGCCAACCUUCCAAACCUCAGGUAACCUUGAUUACUAAAUCAACAAUGACUGUCAUAUGGGAAAGACCAAAUCUAGAUGGUGGCAGUGACAUCGAUGGAUAUUAUCUGGAAAAGCGAGAAAAGAAGAGUCUACAAUGGUUCAAGGUCUCCAAAGAUCCAAUUCGUGAUACAAGGCAAAAAGUCAGCAAUCUCACAGAGGGAAAUGAGUAUCAGUAUCGCGUUUGUGCAAUAAAUAAAGCUGGUGCAGGUCAAUACUCUGAUGGAUCCAUCUUCUAUAAAGCAUAUGAUCCCAUUGAUCCGCCAAGUGAGCCAACAAAACUUAAAGUUGUUGAUUCAACAAAGACUUCAAUUAUACUUGGAUGGGUGAAGCCUGUGUAUGAUGGUGGCAGUGAAAUCACAAGCUAUGUAGUUGAGCAAAUGACAGCUGAAGAAAAGGAGUGGGUCACUAUAAGCUCUAAGGGUGAAGUAAGAACCACAGAGUAUGUGGUCUCCCAUUUAAAACCUGGAGUGUUCUAUUAUUUCCGCAUUUCUGCUGUUAACUGUGCUGGAGUUGGACGCCCAAUUGAAUUGAUUCAGCCAGUACAAGCUAAGGAUAUUCUAGAGGAAGCUGAUGUUGAUCUUGAUAUUUCAAUGUCAACUCAAUAUACAGCAAAGGCUGGAAGAGAUGUGGAAAUCAUGAUUCCUCUAAAAGGCAGGCCUGUACCGAAUGUUACAUGGCGAAGAGGAGAUAGGAAUAUUGGUGGAGAUGCAAAAUACACAAUUAAUAACACGGAGUAUUCAACAACACUCAUUAUUCCAAAGGUCACUCGGGAUGAUUCAGGCAAAUAUCUCCUUCAGAUUGAGAAUGGAGUUGGUGAACCAAAGAAUAUUACUGUGUCUGUUAAGGUAUUAGACUCACCCUCUGCUUGUAGUAAGUUGGUAGUGAAAAAUGUUACCCGUGGUAAACUCACUCUGAGCUGGGAUCCUCCAAUUAUUGAUGGUGGAGCUCCAAUAACAAAUUACAUUGUUGAGAAGAAGGAUGCUAAACUCAAAGCUUACUCCAUAGUUACAACUGAAUGUGCCAAUACAUCAUACAAGAUUGAAGGCCUUUCAGAAGAGAUUGCCUAUUUCUUCCGUGUGUCUGCUGAAAAUGAAAAUGGCACUGGCGAUACUUGUGAGACUACAGAACCUGUUAGAGCAACAGAGACUCCUGGUCCUGUAAAGAAUCUUGUCAUGAUUGACUCAACUAAUACAUCUGUAACAUUGGCAUGGACAAAACCUGAUCAUGAUGGUGGCAGCCAUAUUUCUGAGUACAUCAUUGAAAUUAGGGAAGACGAUGCUGUGAAAUGGAGCCUUGGUGGUACAUGUAGAUGUUGCAAGUAUGAGUUAACAAAUCUUAAAGAGCUCUCAGAGGUUUUCCUCAGAGUGUAUGCCAAGAAUGAGAAAGGUUGCAGUGACUUCUCUCAAAUUGGACCCAUUACUGUGAAGGAAUUCUUAAUUCCACCAGAAGCUAAACUUUCUGACUAUCCUAAUGGUGAAUUAAAUGUCAGAAUUGGACAAAAUGUGAACAUUGAAUUGCCAUACAAGGGCAAGCCCAAACCUGCAAUUCAGUGGAUGAAAGAUGAUUUUCCAUUGAAGGAAAGUGAACAGGUUCGCUUCAGACAAACAGAAAAUAAAGCUAGUCUAAUUGUGAGAAAUGCAAGAAAGGAGAAUGCAGGAAAAUACACUCUGGUACUUGAUAAUAAACUUGUGAAGAACUUCUUUGACAUUAAGGUCAUCACUCUUGGGCCACCCUCUGCACCAGUAGGACCCAUCCAAUUUGACGAAAUCAAAGCACAGAGCAUUAUUAUCUCAUGGAAUGAGCCACAGGAUGAUGGUGGUGGAGAAAUCACCUGCUACAGUGUGGAAAAAAGGGAGACUUCUCAAGCAUCUUGGAAAAUUGUUUGUUCAAGUGUGGUCAGGACAACAUUCAAGAUAUCCAAUCUGGUUAAGGACACUGAAUACCAAUUCAGAGUACGUGCAGAGAACAAAUAUGGAGUAAGUGAUCCUCUCAACUCAGUGGAUGUUGUUGCCAAACAUCAGUAUAAACCACCAGGUCCACCAGGAAAACCUGUUGUAUGCAAUGUCACAAGUGAUGGCAUGACUGUUUCAUGGGAUGCACCCAGCUUCGAUGGUGGUUCUCCUAUUACUGGCUACCAUCUUGAGAAGAAAGACAGAAACAGCCUUCUGUGGAUGAAAGUGAAUUCCAAUGUCAUCUCUGGAAGAGAGUAUAGGGCCAUUGGGCUCAUUGAAGGUCUGGAAUAUUCAUUUAGAGUGUAUGCUCAGAAUAAUGCUGGCAUGAGUUCAGUCAGUGAGCAAAGCAAGCACAGACUUGCCAUUUCUCCUGUUGAUCCUCCUGGCACACCCAACUGCAUUGAUGUCACAAGAGAUUCUGUCACACUUCAGUGGGAGCCCCCUAAACGUGAUGGAGGCAGUAGGAUUGUGGCAUACAGUGUUGAGAGACGCCAAGGAAGAGCACGCUGGCUGAGAUGCAAUUUUAUUGAUAUCAGCGAAUGUCAGUUUACAGUGACAGAACUUGCUUGUGGUGACCGGUUUGAAUUUAGAGUGAUUGCCAGAAAUGCCGUUGGAACAGUCAGUCCACCAUCACAAUCAUCUGGCUAUAUCAUGACCAAGGAUGAAUGUGUUAUCCCUCAGAUUCAGUUUGUUGCUGAAAAGACUCUGACAAUUAAGGCUGGAGAAAACAUCAAACUAAGUUGCACUAUUAGUGGGCGUCCUGUGCCUCAGGUUACAUGGUUUAAGGAUGGGAAACAGCUUGACAAAAUGCUUGUUGAUAUCACAACCAAUAUUGGAUCCAGCUCCCUGUUCAUUAGAGAUGCUGAUCGUAAUGACCGUGGAAUCUAUACGGUUGAAGCCAAAAACAGCUCUGGAACAACAAAGGAGGAUGUUCUUGUUAGAGUACAAGAUACUCCUGGACCACCUGAGGGCCCACUUCGCUUCACCAGUAUCUCUGCUGAGAAGGCAACACUAUGGUGGAGUCCCCCAGAGAAUGAUGGCUGUGCAGCAAUCACUCAUUAUGUAAUUGAAAAGCGUGAGACCUCCCGUAUUUCUUGGGCACUUGUUGCAUCUAAAUGUGAAGCCUGCUCUUUCAAUGCCACCAAGUUGAUCAAGGGCAAUGAGUAUCAGUUCCGUGUUUCUGCUGUCAACGCUUUUGGUGUUGGCAAAUCACUGGAAUCAGAUCCAGUUGUUGCUAAAAUGCAAUACACUGUACCAGAUGCUCCUGGAACACCUGACUGCAGUCAUGUGACAGGAAACAGUCUUACACUCUGCUGGACAAGACCAAGACAUGAUGGUGGAAAUGAGAUAAAGAACUAUAUCCUUGAAAGAAGAGAGAAGAAAAGUUUACAAUGGGUAAAAGUUUCAGCAAAAAGACCAAUCACAGAGCUCAGACACAGAGUUACAAACUUGACUGAAGGAAAUGAAUAUGAAUUCCGUGUUAUGGCUGAAAAUGGGGCUGGUAUAGGACCACCAAGCGAAGUAUCAAGACUAUUUAAGUGCAGAGAACCUACAAGUGCACCUAGCGCACCAACAGUGGUAAAAGUCAUUGACUCAACAAAGACCUCUGUGACCCUGGAAUGGACCAAACCAGUCUUUGAUGGUGGUAUGGAAAUUAUUGGCUAUAUUAUUGAGAUGUGCAAAGCCAGUCUUGAAGAAUGGCACAGAGUCAAUAACCAGACUUGUAUCCAUACCACAUACACAGUUUCAGAUUUAGAACCAGGUGAAGAGUACAAAUUCCGUGUGUAUGCUGUUAAUGGUGCUGGAAAGGGAGAGGCAUCUGAGAUUGCAAAUGCAGUACAGACAGUUGACCGACUGACAUCACCAGAGAUUGACAUUGAUGCAGAUUUCAAACAGACACAUGUUGUUAAAAAUGGAGGAACAGUAAUUCUUAAAAUCCCUUUUCGUGGUAAGCCUACACCCCUGGCUACAUGGACAAAAGCAGGUGAAGAACUUGGUGUAAUGGUAGAUAUUAAUAGUACAGAUACAUUGAGCACAUUAACAAUUGAAAACUGUACAAGAUAUGAUGCUGGCAAAUACACACUUUCUCUUGAGAACAACAGCGGUCGUAAAUCCAUUACAUUAACAGUAAAAGUAUUGGACACACCAGGACCACCAGGUCCCCUCUCAUUCAAGGAUGUAACCAGAGGAGCUAUGACUCUCAUGUGGGAUGCUCCAUCCACUGAUGGAGGUGCUCGUGUUCAUCAUUAUAUUAUUGAAAAACGUGAAGCAAGUCGCCUGAGCUGGCAGGAGGUCAGUUUCAAGUGUACACGCCAAAUUCUCCGAGUAACCAAUCUUGAAUUUGGUGUAGCAUAUUUCUUCAGGGUCACAGCUGAAAAUCAGUAUGGUAUAGGUGAGCCUUAUGAAAUGUCAGAACCUAUUAUUGCCACUGAGGAGCCUGCACCACCCAAGAGGCUGGACAUUAUUGAUACUACAUCUACAACAGCCAGCUUAGUAUGGAUGAAACCUGAGCAUGAUGGUGGAAGUCGUAUCACAGGAUACAUUGUUGAGACCAGAAAGAAAGGCUCUGAUCACUGGGUUGUUGGUGGCCAAACAAAAUCUUUGAAGAUGGUCUUGGAGGGCUUGGUUGAGAAUACAGAAUAUGAAUUCCGUGUCAAAGCAAAAAAUGAUACUGGUCUCAGUUAUCCAAGGGAUGCACUUACCUCAGUUAUCAUCAAAGAACCUCGCAUUGAGCCAACUGCAGACCUGAGUGGUAUCAGCAAACAGCUUAUUACCUGUAAGACUGGCAAUUCAUUUGCCAUUGAUAUCCCCAUAAGUGGCAGACCAGCUCCAAAAGUAACCUGGAAGCUUGAGGAAAUAAAACUAAAGGAAACAGAUAGAGUCUCUAUCAAAACGUCUAAUGUGAAAACCACCCUACUGGUUAAGGAUGCCAAGAGAGGGGACAGUGGAAAAUAUUACCUUACUCUAGAGAAUGCAGCUGGAGCAAAGACAUUCAGUAUCACUGUAAAUGUCUUUGGCAGACCAAGCCCAGUAACUGGCCCAAUUGAAAUUUCAGGAAUCACAUCAGAAUCCUGUGUAUUGACAUGGGCUGAGCCUACAGAUGAUGGUGGAUCAGAUAUAACUAACUAUAUAGUUGAGAAACGUGAAUCUGGUCAAACGUCAUGGCAGGUUGUGAACUCAAGUGUGAAACGACCAACGAUUAAAAUCACUCAUUUGACAAAAUACAUGGAGUACACGUUCCGUGUAUGUGCAGAGAACAAGUUUGGUGUUAGCAAACCAAUUGAAUCUCAAGCUAUUGUGGCAGAACAUCCAUUUGUACCUCCAAGCCCACCUACACGUCCAGAGGUGGUUUUAAUAUCUGCUAAUGCCAUUUCUAUUAAAUGGGAUGUCCCAUAUCAUGAUGGUGGAAGCAAGGUGACUGGAUACUGGAUUGAGAAGAAAGAGCGCAACACAAUUUUAUGGACACGGGAAAAUAAAAUCCCAUGCAUUGAUUGCAGUUAUAAGGUCUCCAAUCUUAUUGAAGGGCUUGAAUAUCAGUUCCGUGCAUAUGCCAUGAACAUUGCCGGUCUAAGCAAAGCCAGUGAAGCUUCAAGACCAGUGCUGGCUUUAAAUCCAGUUGAUCCACCUGGCAAACCAGAAGUAUAUGACAUUACAAGAUCCUCAGUUUCUAUAAAAUGGUCUGUUCCGUUGAGUGAUGGUGGCAGCAAACUUGUUGGAUAUAUAGUUGAACGCAAGGCAUCCACUGAUGCUGAUGAAACUCGUUGGCUGAAAUGCAACUACACUACAAUCACAGACAAUUUAUUCACUGUAACAUCACUUGAAGAAGGAGCAGUUUAUGAAUUCCGUGUCAUUGCUAAAAAUUGUGCAGGAGUUCACAGUAUGCCAUCAGAAUCAACAGGCCCUGUCACAUGCAAGGACGAAUACACACCACCAAAGGCUGAGUUGGACAGCAAACUUGUUGGUGAGACAGUAACUAUUAGGGCUGGAUCAGACCUUGUUCUUGAUGCUGCAAUAGGUGGCAAACCUGAACCCAGAGUAUGCUGGUCUAAGGGUGAUAUGGAGUUGGAGCUUGGUGAUAAGUACUCAUUGACAUACACUAGUACAAGAGCUAUGGCAAUCAUCAAAUCCUGUAACAGGAAUGAUACAGGAAAAUAUAUAUUGUCUGUCAAGAAUGCCAGUGGAAUCAAAACAGCAGCUGUCAAUGUUAAAGUUCUUGAUACCCCUGGUCCUCCAGAUGGUAAGAUAACAAUCAGCAGGGUCACAGAAGAAAAAUGCACCGUUUCUUGGAAGAUACCUCUUGAAGAUGGAGGAGAUUUUAUUUCUCACUACAUUGUUGACAGACGUGAGACCAGUAGGCUCAAUUGGGUUAUUAUGGAGUCUGAAUGCAAGACACUUUCUUGUGUCAGUACAAAACUAAUCAAGAACAAUGAAUAUAUAUUCCGUGUCAGAGGUGUUAACAAAUAUGGAGCUGGAGUACCGCUAGAAUCUGAACCAAUUAUUGCAAGAAAUGCAUAUACUGUUCCAACAUCUCCUGGAACACCAGAAAUUACAGCUGUUGGAAAGCAACAUGUCAUUAUUGAGUGGCUGAAACCAGGGAAUGAUGGUGGUAGUGAAAUAAAAAAUUACCUUGUGGAUAAACGUGAGAAGAGCAGUGUGAGAUGGACCAGAGUAAACAAGACAUUCACCAUCUAUGACACAAGACUCAAGAUAACAGGUCUUUAUGAGGGAAGUGAAUACCAAUUCCGUGUUGCAGCUGUUAAUUCUGCUGGCACAAGCAUACCAAGUGAAGGCUCUGAAUAUGCUCUUUGCAGAGAUCCAACUUAUACCCCGGCUCCUCCAUCAACUCCCCGCAUAACUGAUACUACCAAACACAGCAUUACAAUGACAUGGACCAGGCCUAUGUAUGAUGGUGGUUCAGAUGUCAUUGGCUAUAUUGUUGAGAUUCUAGAAGAGGGAACUGAACAGUGGUAUAGAGCCACCCAGAAGAUCCUGACUACUUCUGAAUAUACUGCAGCUGGUUUAACAAGCAACAAGAAGUACAGUUUCAGAGUGGCAGCAGUGAACUCCAUGGGCACUGGAGAGUUCAGUGAAGGCAGUGUGGAGACUGCACCCACAGAAAGAGUUGAAAUUCCUGAUAUUGAAUUACCUGAAGAACUGAGGAAAACAGUUUGUCUGAGAGCAGGUAGCAAUUUACGUCUCAGUGCAAAUAUACUUGGAAGACCACCUCCAGUUGUUACCUGGAGAAAGACUGGCAUAGACCUUCAGUCACGGGGCUACAUUGACACAACAGAAAGCACUACAACUUUAUUAGUGGAGAAGGUUCACCGUUAUGAUGCUGGAAAAUACACAAUCGAGGCUGAAAAUCCAUCUGGCAAGAAGACAAUUACUAUUCUUGUCAAGAUAUAUGAUUCCCCUGGUCCUUGUGGUGCAGUCAAGGUCAAGGAUUACACUAAAGAGUCAGUUGUCAUUACAUGGGAUGUCCCUACUAUUGAUGGAGGGGCUCCUAUCAACAACUACAUAAUUGAACACCGUGAAGCAUCAAUGAAAUCUUAUAAAACAGUGACAAUGGAAUGCAAGAAGACAUUGUACAGAAUCACUGGGUUAGAGGAAGGAACACGAUACUUCUUCAGAGUACUGCCUGAAAACAUAUAUGGUAUUGGAGAACCUUGUGAAACCACUGAUUCUGUGCUGGUAUGUGAAAUUCCUUCUGUUCCUCAAGAUUUGCAAGUCAUUGACAUUACAAAAUCUACUGUCGUUCUUGCCUGGGAGAAACCACUUUAUGAUGGUGGCAGCAAACUAACAGGUUAUGCUAUUGAAGCCUGUAAGCAAGGAACUGACCGAUGGAUGAAUGUUGCUAAUGUAAAAGCAUCAGUUUUUCAGCACACGAUAGAUUCUCUGAAUGAGAAUGAGCAAUACUUAUUUAGAAUCAAAGCUGAGAACAGCAGGGGGGUCAGUGAGCCCAGAGACCUGAUGACACCUAUAACUAUUCAAGAACAGAGAGUUAUGCCAAAGAUUGAUCUGGCUGGCAUUCCUCAAAAGAUUGUAAAUGUUCAUGCCGGCAAGCCAAUUGUGCUCAACAUUCCUAUCACUGGAAGACCUACACCAACUUGUUCGUGGUUCUUUGGUGGCAUUAAGAUGAAAGACAAGCUUGACCGUAUUAAAAUUGAGACAACUGCUAAAUACACUAAAUUAACGGUUCGUGAAACUACGCUUGAUGAUACUGGUGACUAUACUCUUGAAGUAAAGAAUAUAACAGGAGUAGCUAAAGAAAUUAUCCAAGUCAUCAUUCUUGACAAACCUGGCAUUCCAGUUGGGCCUAUGAGAAUUGAUGAAAUUGAUGCCAAUUCUGUAACAUGCAGUUGGGAACCACCAGAGAAAGAUGGCGGUGCCAAUAUUAGUGGCUAUGUGGUUGAACAACGAGAUGCCCAUCGCCCUGGUUGGCUUACUAUUUCUGAAUCUGUCACAAGACCCACAUUCAAAUACACUAGACUCACUGAGGGAACAGAAUAUGUGUUCCGUGUGGCUGCAACAACUCGUUUUGGCAUUGGUGCAUUCCUUCAAUCUGAAGUUGUUGAAUGCAAGAGUAUCAAGACUGUUCCUGGUGCACCAAGCACACCUGAAAUAUUUGAUGUGUCCCAUGAUGGUAUGACACUCACGUGGAUACCACCAGAGGUUGAUGGUGGUUCCACACUGGCUGGCUACAUCAUUGAGCGUAAAGAGACUAGAUCUGACAGAUGGGUGCGCAUCAAUAAGAAUGCAGUGACUAUGACAAGAUACAGAUCAACCGGACUAGUUGAAGGUCUUGAAUAUGAGUACAGAGUGACAGCUAUGAACUCUAGAGGCAGUGGCAAACCUAGUCUCAGCUCAAAACCAGUGAUUGCAAUGGAUCCUAUCGAACCUCCAGGCAUUCCUUUGAACCCAAGAGUCACAGAUACAACUAGGACAUCUGUGUCAAUGGCAUGGUCUCCCCCAGAGGAACAGGGAGGUGCAAACAUCACUGGUUACCUAAUAGAGAUGCAGAAAGUUGACCAGAUUGAAUGGACCAAAUGUAAUACAACUCCAACAAAGAUUUGUGAAUACACACUCACGCAUAUGCCCCAAGGUGCUGAGUAUAGGUUCCGUGUGAUGGCAUGUAAUGCUGGUGGAGCUGGAGAACCAGCUGAGAUUCCAGGAGUAGUUAAAGUUACAGAAAUGCUUGAAUAUCCUGAUUAUGAACUGGAUACAAAAUACCAGGAGGGUUAUGUCGUCAGACAAGGUGGAGUUGUCACGCUCUCUGUUCCAAUUAAGGGAAAACCAUAUCCAAUCUGCAAGUGGACAAAGGAAGGACGUGAUAUUUCUCACAGAGCUAUGGUUGCUACCAGUGAAGAACGCACAGAGCUGGUCAUCAAAGAAGCUCACAGGGAUGACACUGGUACCUAUGAUCUGGUGUUGGAGAACAAAUGUGGAAAGAAAGCAGUAUAUAUCAAGGUUAAAGUUAUUGGCCGCCCAGAUCCACCUGAAGGCCCUCUUGAAUUUGAUGAUAUCCAAGCUCGUUCUGUAAGAGUGAGCUGGAGACCUCCCUCAGAUGAUGGUGGCUCUGAUGUUCUUGGGUACAUUGUGGAAAGACGUGAGGUACCAAAGGCAGCAUGGUACACAGUGGACUCUCGAGUGGUUGAAACUUCGCUGGUGGUCAAAGGACUGAAAGAAAAUGUUGAGUACCACUUCAGAGUUUCAGCAGAGAACCAGUUUGGAAUAAGUAGAUCUCUAAAAUCAGAUGAAUCAGUUAUACCAAAGACACCACUCUCUCCACCAGAGCCUCCCAGCUUUCCUCCAGAAAUUAUGGACGUCACAAAAACCACUAUUGGAUUGUCUUGGUCAAGACCAAAGGAUGAUGGUGGCUCUCGUGUCACUGGAUACUAUAUUGAAAGAAGAGAGAUGUCAACUGAAAAAUGGGUGCGUCACAACAAGACUCACAUCACAACCACAAUGUAUACUCUCACUGGCCUUAUCCCUGAUGCAGAGUAUCAGUUCCGUGUGAUUGCUCAAAAUGACAUUGGUCAAAGUGAGCCUGGACCUGUAUCUGAAGCAGUUUUGUGCAAAGAUCCAUUUGAUAAACCAAGCCAACCAGGGGACAUUGACAUAAUCUCAGUUACCAAGGAUUGCAUCACUAUUCAUUGGCUGCGCCCAGAAUUUCUUGGUGGCAAAGAAAUUCUUGGAUAUUGGAUUGAAUUUAGACAAGCAGGUGAAAGUGCCUGGAAAAGAUGCAACAAAGUGCGUUCAAAAGACAGGCAGUUUACCAUGGGUGGUCUCAUGGAGGCAACAGAAUAUGAAUUUAGAGUUUUUGCUGAAAAUGAAACCGGAUUGAGCAGACCCCGUAGAACUGCCAUGGGCAUUAAAACCAAACUGAGUGUUGGAGAAGCACCAAGUCUAAAAGAAGAAAUGAAAGAUAGUACCACAAAUUUGGGAGAAUCUGGAACACUGACUUGCCAAAUUAUUGGAAGACCUCUUCCAGAAAUCAAGUGGUAUAGAUAUGGAAAGGAACUGAUUCAGAGUCGCAAAUACAAAAUGAGCUCUGAUGGCAGAAGUCAUUCUCUCACAGUUGUAACAGAUGAACAAGAGGAUGAAGGUCAGUACACUUGCCGAGCCAUCAAUGAUGCAGGUGAAAUUGAAACCAGUGGCAAGCUUUAUUUGCAGGCUGCACCUCAGUUCCAUCCUGGAUUCCCUUUGAAGGAGAAAUACUAUGCAGGUUGUGGAACAAGCUUGCGUCUCCAUGUUGUCUAUAUUGGACGUCCAAUUCCACAAAUCAUGUGGUUUUAUGGCAAGAAACCUCUAAAUCCAUCAGAGAAUGUUAUUAUUGAAAACACAGAGCAUUACACUCAUUUGGUCGUCAGAAAUGUUCAGCGCAAGACAAACGCUGGCAGGUACAAGGUGCAACUAAGCAACAAAUUUGGUGCAAUUGAUACAGUGCUACGUGUUGAAAUCCAAGAUAAGCCUAUGAUUCCUGAAGGGCCAAUUAUUGUUGAAGCCCUAUUGAAGAACUCUGUUGUCAUAAGUUGGAAAGCACCUAAGGACGAUGGUGGUUCAUUGAUCACUAACUAUAUUGUAGAAAAACGUGAAGCAAAGGAGGGAGAGCAAUGGAAUCUUGUGUCAUCAUUCGUCUCAGGAACCAUAUGUCGGGUUCCAAAUUUAACUGAGAAUGCUGGAUAUUAUUUCCGUGUUUCUGCUCAGAAUCAAUAUGGUGUUAGUGAUUCAUUAGAGAUUCCUGCUGUUGUUAUCAUCAAGAGUCCAUAUGAAAAACCUGGAAUCCCCCAGAAGCCAAUGGUUUCUUCCGUCACAAAAGAUUCCUGUGUUGUUACAUGGAAACCCCCAACCAGUGACGGUGGUGCCAAAAUUAAGAAUUACUAUCUGGAUAAAAGAGAGAAGAAGCAGAACAAAUGGAUUACAGUUACAACUGAAGAAAUUCAUGAGACAAGCUAUACUGUUAAUGGCCUUAUUGAAGGCUUUGAGUAUGAAUUCCGUGUCAAAUGUGAGAACAUUGGCGGAGAGAGUGACUGGAGUGAGAUUUCAGAACCUGUCAUUCCAAAGUCUGACAUAGCUCCUCGUGCUCCCUUCUUUAAAGAGGAACUGAGAGAUAUAUGUGUAAAAUAUAAAGCCAAUGCGACCUUUGUGACUAAGGUCAUUGGAUACCCAAAGCCAAUAGUAAAAUGGUACAAGAAUGGCAAAGAAAUUUUACCAGAUGGUGAGAAAAUCAAGAUCCAAGAAUUCAAAGGAGGCUACUACCAACUUGCUAUCUCUAAUUCGGACGAGAAUGAUGUAGCUGUUUACCAGAUAAGAGCCACAAAUCAGGAAGGAUCAAUCUCUACAACUGUAACACUUGAUGUUGAAGUUCCUGCCAAGGUUCACUUGCCAUUACAUCUACAAGGUAUGGGAGCUGUUCAUGCUCUCCGUGGUGAGGUGGUCACCAUCAAGAUUCCAAUCAGUGGUAAACCUGAACCUGCAGUGACAUGGCAGAAGGGACAAGAAAUACUGAAUAACACAGCAUAUCAUCAAGUGAUUGUAACAAGAUCGUUCACAUCCCUUGUGUUCCAAAAGGGAGUACAAAAGAAAGAUUCUGGCUACUAUAUUAUUUGUGCCAAGAACAGAUUUGGUGUUGAUAAACAGACAAUUGAACUCGAUGUUGCUGAUGUACCUGAACCACCCAAGGAUGUAAAAGUAAGUGAUAUUGGAAGAGAUACCAUCACACUUACAUGGACUCCUCCAAAUGAUGGUGGAAGUGAUAUUAUCAGCUACAUAGUAGAGAAGUGCCCAGCAUCUGGUGAUAGGUGGAUUCGCGUUGCCCAGACAUCUGAACCACAUUAUACGGUAUUGAGCCUAUUUGGUAAGACAAAAUAUCAGUUCCGUGUUAUUGCAGAAAACAGAUUUGGUCUGAGUAACCCAUCUAUGCCAACUGAACCUGUAACAGCAAGAGAAGACAAGUUAGCUAUUAGAAAUUAUGAUGAAGAAGUAGAUGAAGAAAGAGAAGUAACUAAAGAAGAAGCACCUCAUUCCAAAGUAAAGAAUGUGUCAUCUCUUUACAAGAUCAGUGAGGAACUGGCACGAUGUGGACACUUUGGUAUUGUUCAUCGUUGUGUUGAAAUUAGCUCUAAGAAGACUUUCCUGGCUAAACUCAUUAAGGUGAAAGGAGCUGAUAGAGAGCUAGUUGCAAGAGAGAUCGAAACACUCAAUAUUGCAAGGCACAAGAACUUACUGUAUCUUCAUGAGUCCUUUGAUAGCUUGGAGGAAUACAUUCUGAUCUAUGAAUUCAUAUCAGGGAUGGACAUCUUUGAACGUCUUGGAACAAAUUUUGACCUCACUGAGAGAGAAAUUGUUAUGUACCUGAGGCAAAUUUGCCAGGCUCUCAAGUUCCUGCAUAGCCUCAAUUAUGGCCAUUUUGACAUCAGACCUGAAAACAUUGUUUACAGUACAAGAAAUAGCAGAACUAUCAAGAUCAUUGAAAUGGGCCAAGCCAGGCUGCUGACACCUGGAGAAAACAUCAGAAUUCAGUUCUCAACGCCUGAAUAUUAUGCACCUGAGGUCCACAAUAGUGAUUAUGUUACAACUGCUACAGACAUGUGGUCAGUUGGAGUUCUUGCAUAUGUUCUCCUUAGUGGCCUCAACCCUUUUGCUGCUGAAUCAACUCAUAAAAUGAUCGAGCGGAUUUCCAAUGCUGAAUAUACGUUUGAUAGUGAGGCCUUCAAAUACACCAGUCUUGAAGGCAUGGACUUCGUUGACAGACUCCUUACUAAAGAACGCAAACAUCGUAUGACUGCAUCUGAGGCUCUGGAACAUCCAUGGCUCAAGAUGAAAAUAGAAAACAUUAGCUCUAAAGUCAUAAAGACCUUAAGACAUAGACGAUACUACCAGUCAAUAACCAAGAAGGAGUGGAACACUGUUAUUUCAGUAGCUCGUGUUGCAUAUGGCGGUGGUUACCGAAACCAGAGAAAUGUUUGUAUUGGCAGAGUGAAAAUUGGACAUCCAGAACAAGGCAUGAGAGCAGGUCCAGUCAUGCAUGGCUCUGCUGAAAUCGGUGGUCAUGUUCGUUUUAUGUGCUCCAUUGAAAGCUAUGACAAAACCACAGAGGUGACGUGGUACUUUGGCUCUCAGAAACUGACGGCAAGUCAUAAGUAUGAAAUCAGCUAUGCCAAUGGAGUUGCAAGCAUAUACGUGAAAGAUAUCGAAGAAUGCGAUGAUGGACUAUACAGAUGCAAAGUUGUUAGUGAAGACAGAGAAGACAAUGCCUAUGCAGAGCUGUUUGUUGAGAGUGUAAGAUCCUAUCGAGAAUACUUCCUGGGACGUUCACUCAAGAAACCCAAGCGUAGAAUUGAUAAAACCAAACUUCUACAAAGACCACCAGAGUUUACUCUACCACUGUACAAUCAAACAGCAUAUGUUGGAGAGGAUGUACGCUUUGGUGUAACAAUAACUGUUCAUCCAGAGCCACAGGUUACUUGGCUGAAGGCUGGACACAGAAUCAAACCUGAUCCUACAAAAUAUACAUUUACAACUGACAAGGGUCUUUAUCAGUUAAUUAUUCACAAUGUUGAGCCUAGUGAUGAUGGUGAGUAUACCAUUGUUGCACAUAACAAGUUUGGUGAAGACAGCUGUAAGGCACGCUUAACAGUAACGCAUCAUGCUGUUGUUGAAGACACAAUGAGGCCAAUGUUCAGACGCCUCUUGGCAAAUAUUGAUUGUGUUGAGGGAGAGAGUGUCCAUUUUGAAUUGAGAGUGUCAGGAACACCGCCACCAAGUCUGAAAUGGGUAAAAGAUGGCAAGCCUCUUGAAUUUAGACCACAAGUUGAAGUUGUUCAAGAAGAUAUUGGUUAUUAUGUCCUUCAUAUUAGAGAAACACUAAUUGAGGAUUCGGGUGUCUACAGCGUUACUGCAACAAACUCUGCUGGUUCAGCAAGUUGCCAAGCCACACUCAAGGUUGAACGAUUAACUUACAUUAGGAGGGAGUUCAAGAGUGAGGAGGACAAGCAGGUAUAUAUACAAAAUCAAAUAAAAAAGACCCUAAAAAUGGCACAGGAGUUCUCAACAGCAGAAGUGACUGCACUUAAUCCUGCAGCCCAAGAGGCACUGAAAGAAGCUGCUGAACUGUACAAACCUGCAGUGAGUACCAAAAAUGUUCAGGGUGAGUUUGAUAUCUCUGACAAAGAAGAUAAGGAAAUUAAGAGAAUUAAAGAAGAGAGUAGGAAGAUCAGAAUGCCUUAUGAAAUUCCAGAAGCUCGUGUACAUGAUCCAACUGUUCUUGAGGAAGAUAUGAAUAUUAAACAUUUUGUGCCUUUAUCUGACAUGAAGUGGUACAAGAAACUUCACUAUCAAUAUGAAAUUUCUGAACGCACGGAGAGAGUUGUACAAAAGCGACAGAAACGCAUCCGACUAUCCAGGUGGGAACAGUUCUAUGUCGUGCCACUUCCUAGAAUCACUGAUCAAUACAGGCCAAGAUGGCGCAUUCCAAAGCUUACGCUAGAUGAUUUGGAAACUGUAAGACCAGCCAGGCGAUCCCCAUCUCCUGACUCAGACAUCUUCAGACAGAGAAGGCGUUCCCUGGGUGAUCUUUCAGAUGAAGACAUUCAACCUGUAAAAGAUUAUCAGACAAAGAGAAGAAUUGAAGAAGAGAAGCAACAGCUUGAGGAGGAACUUGAACUUGGCUUCUCUGCCUCUCCUCCAGGUAGCCCUGUUCAUUUUGAACUGCAUGCACUACGUCUUGCAUCACCCAGGAUUAUGCACAAAGCUGAAGUGAAACACACAGAGGUAACAAAACUUGCACUGACACCAAAGAAACCUUCUGUGUCUCCACCCCCCAUUUCUCAUUUCUUGAGAAGGAGAAGAUCUCUGUCUCCAACAUAUAUUGAACUGAUGCGUCCUGUCUCUGAACUAAUAAGACCACACCGGGCACCAGUGGAAUAUGAAAUUGAGGCAGUUGAAAAGAGGUCACCCACUCCUGAGAGAACACGACCACGUUCCCCUAGUCCUGUGUCUCCUGAAAGACGAUCAUCAAGAUCUUCCUCUAGGUUUGAAAGAUCUGCAAGAUUUGACAUCAUGUCUAGAUAUGAGGCAAGAAAAGCUGCUCUGAAAUCUGAGCGGAAGUAUCAAGUUGUAACACAACAACCAUUUAGCCUUGAUCAUGCUCCACGAAUUACAGUUAGAAUGCGCUCACACCGCGUACCAUGUGGUCAAGACACUAAAUUCACAUUGAAUGUCCAAUCAAGGCCAGAAGCUGAAAUUCAGUGGUUCCAUAAUGGACAACAGAUUCAAGAGAGCAGCAAAUACCAGUUUAUAAACAUGAGUGGUGUCUUAACCCUCCAGAUUACUGAUUGCCAGGCAAUGGAUAGUGGCACAUACCGUGCUGUCUGUACCAACUCAAAGGGAGACGCAUCUGACUAUGCAACUCUCGAUGUAUCAGGAGGGGCAUUUACUACAUAUUCCUCAAGACGCAAAGAUGAGGAGGCUCCAACAGCAUUUGUACCUGACAUGCUAAAGACAGACCAUUACCAUACGUCAUCAAUCAGGGCAUCUUCUGCCUCAAGGACACACAUAGAGAUCAAAGAAACCAAGUCAAAGUUUACUGAACGACAAGAGGUUUCUGGGAUUGAAAAAUAUGAGACUGAAAGACUUGCAUCAUCCCCUAUCAGAUAUGCAUCUACUGAAUACCUGUCAUCUGCUUCAUAUUCAUUCUCAGAAAGAUAUGCAUCAUCUGAAUAUAAGGCAAAGUCUGUUGAGUCCUCAGCAACAGCAAGCAUAACUGCUAAGAAAGUCAAAUCCACUCUAUCAGCAAAAAUACUCACCAAACCACGCUCUUUAACAGUAGCAUUGGGGGAGUCUGCAAGAUUUACCUGCGAUAUUGAUGGUGAGCCAGCACCAAACGUCACAUGGAUGCAUGAACAAAAUGCUGUUGUCAUUUCCCAUCGUGUACAUGUGACAACAACACAAUACAAGUCUACAUUUGAAAUAUCUUCUGUAGAGUACUCUGAUGAAGGCAGUUACAAAGUAGUGGUAGAAAAUUCAGAGGGAAGAGAAGAGGCAACGUUUACCUUAAGCAUCUACAAGCCACCAACAAAAGAGGAGGCUAUUACACCAUCCCAUCCAGUUAAAUCUCUUGAGCCAGCAGCAAAGUCACCUGAGCAUUCAAUGAAACCACCAAAAACGUCUAUAGAAUUAGUAGGACCUUCAGUGAAAAGUACUACAGCACCUGCCAUAUCUCCAGUGCGAUUGGUAAAGUCUCCAGAGCCAUCUGUAAAGUCUCCAGAGCCAUCAGUUAAGUCUCCAGAGCCAUCAGUUAAGUCUCCAGAGCCUAUGGUGAAACCACCAGAACCCACUGGUGUCAAGUCCCCUGAACCACGAAUUAAGUCACCUGAAGUUGGCAAAUCACCAUUAAGAGUCAAGUCUCCUGAGCCUGCCACUGCUGCUCCAAGAGUUAAGUCACCUGUCCCUGCAAAGCCCUCAGAAGCAACUACAUCGCCUCUUAGGAUUAAAUCUCCCACAGCUGUAAAGUCUCCUGAACCAGUAGUAUCUCCUCCAAGAGUGAAAUCUCCACCUCCAGUUAAGUCUCCAGAAGCAAUAACCUCACCACAAAGAGUCAAAUCUCCGACAGGAAUUAAGUCACCAGAGCCAAUCAGCUCUACUCAAAGAGUAAAAUCUCCACCAACAGCCAAGUCUCCAGAGCCAAUAAUUUCACCAAAAAGGGUUAAAUCUCCACUCACUGUGAAAUCGCCAACUCCAUCAAAGGAAGUACCCCCAAAGAUUCUCCAGCAACUUAAGGCUGAGGCAUUUGAAGACAAGGUGAAGAUGACCUGUGUUGCUGAAAGUUCUAUAAGGGAUGUUGUGUGGUACAAAGAUAGCAGGAGACUCAGUGAGAGUAGCCAUUAUCAGAUCCACACUUCUGCUGAUGGCACCUGUUGUCUCUAUAUAUCGGAUGUGUCUGAGAAGGAUCAGGGGGAAUAUUCCUGUGAAAUAUUUGCAGUGAGUGGAGCAGUCUCAAAAACAUCAUUCUCUUUCUUUGGUCAAGUGUUUCAGUCCAUCUUCACAAAAAUAACCAUGUUUGUGUCUGCACACAUGGCUGCUAAAGAAUCUGUGUCCCUUAAGGCUCAUCACGGGGUUGAAAUGGUUAAGAAAGAGAGUGCUACUCUCAGCAGUCUGCAAGAGAGUUUCUCUUCAAAAUCCAUCCACAUGGAGAGCACGAUGCAAGAGACAUCAUACAGCAGUUCUGCAAUGGCUGAGAUGAAAUUGGAAACAAUGUCACUGUCCAGCAUGUCCUCCAUGACUUCUGAAUCACUGUAUGCUUUGAGCUCAAGCAGUAUUAUGUCAAGUCACUCACAUGCUGAGGGAUCCUCAAUAAGAGCCACUCUACUCAGUGGUCAAGGUUCAGCACCAAAAAUAGAAGCACUACCAGAAGACAUCAGCAUUGAGCCUGGGAAGGUUUUGACCAUAACAUGUGCAUUCUCUGGAGAGCCUUCUCCACAAAUUGAGUGGUCUCGUGGUGGUAAAACACUUUCAACUGCAGAAGAGAGUAAAAGGUUCCACAUUGAGACUACCGAGGACUUAACCACACUCAUAAUCACUAGUGUAAAAUCUAGUGAUGCUGGGGUUUACACCCUCAAACUUUCCAAUGAGCAUGGGUCUGACAUUGCAACUGUCACCAUUAAUGUUCGUUUACUUUAAAACUAAUAAUGAUACUAUCUUCCCCUUUCUCACAUUAUAUGCCUUUUUAUUUAUUGAUUAAGGAAAAAAAAAGAUAUUUACUUGAUAAAUACCUGGAUAUCUAUUCCUGUAAAUACGAAAUAUUUUUAUAUCAAACUUGACAUUAAUUUAUGCCGAACUAGACUAAAGUCUAAAAUUGUUAUAAAAAUGUGCCAUUUUGGAUAAUUAUGACUAGGAUUUUUGGUCAAUUUUUUUGUGACGUGUACAUAAUGUAUAUAGCCGAAUUUACCGGUUAUGGAGAAUGUAUGAAUUGUUAUUUAAGACAAUAUAAACUAAAACAAAUGGAACUAAUUGUUUAUCAGGAGAAAGUUUCUCAUGGAACGAAUACCCUGUUAAACCUGGAACUAAACUUAGUGCCUCAACAAAAAGUUGAAGUCUUAAGAUUGCCUCAACAGGUAGAGAGGCUCCCUGUUGAAGUUUAACUAAAUUUACGAGACAAAGCUAUACACUGUAUGUGUACAAGUGAUAUUAUUAUUGUCACAUGAAUUUAUAACUUGACCAUAAGACCUUGAAUGCUGCUUUCAAUUACCCUCAUGUAAGCAGGAUGACUACGUCUUGUGUUCAAACUGAUUAUGUCAUACCACCAUUUUUAAGACAUGCUCAAAGUGCAAGCGGCCUGCACUUCCUGAGCUAAAGUUUUUAAUGUGCUCUGUUUCUGGUAAGGGAUUGCUUGAAUGGACUUUCAAAAUUAACAUCACCUGGCCAAAAAUCAAAGUCUAUCUUGUACUUCCUUGCAGAAGCAGAGCCUCCUCUUGGAGGAUUGCUUUGUUGCAUUGUGUGUGUACUAGUUUUAGAACUCAUCUUCACAGUUGCUGGGCAAACAAGCAUACCACAGGGACAAAAUCUUCUGUGGAAAUAAACAUCUCAAACCAGGAACUAUAUGCCCUAUAUUUUGGAUUGAUUUUAUGUAGAAUUGUAGUAUUACUAAUUAAUGCAACCUCCUUGAGCCUUAUAAUUGAUUCAAUAAAGCAUGUUUUCAGCACAAAAA